Molecule: messenger RNA, 50124 nt
Organism: Porites lobata
Lineage: Eukaryota; Metazoa; Cnidaria; Anthozoa; Scleractinia; Poritidae
Source: the annotation of a GenBank genome assembly
GUAGUACAUUCGGCCUACAUCACCUGUCCAACUGCGGGCUCAGAAUUUGCUUUCCAUCAUCCAAACCGAAACAUGGCGAGACCCAACAUGGUCUGAUGAUCAAAGUUUCUUUGAUCUUACGAUCAAUAACCUCCACAACAGAAUGCAGCAACGGUUAAACGGCUUGAAAAGCCGUAGCGAUGAGUCUAGACUGCAAGCUGCUAAAGAUCUGCAGCAUUAUGUCUCAACUGAGCUCCGGGAAGCUUCAGCCGAACAGUACACGAGUUUUAUGGACGAGUUAAACCAUCAUAUUUUCGAGAUGGUUUCGAGUUCGGACGCCAACGAAAAGAAAGGGGGAAUUAUGGCGAUUGGUGAGUAUGAAAGAAUUAGUGUCAAGUUAUAUCUUUUUUUUGUUUAAUAGGCAAAUAUGUAUAUAUUUUGGCCAUUUUCGACUCUUCUAGAUAAUGCGGUGCUAGUUAAGUUCUGUGGUUAAGGUUAACCUUACCAAAACCGAUCCCGUAAUUGUGCUUGAUCAUGAUGCACAGUCGCUUAUCUUGAAAAUAUGGAAUGAAUGAAUGAAUGAAUGAAUAAAAAAAAAAUAAACAAAAUAAAUGAAUAAAUAAAUAAGUAAAUAAAUAGAUAAAUAAAUAAAAGAGCAAGUAAAUAGGUUAAAAAGAAAAUGUUAAGAAUAAAAAUAAAUAAGAUAAAGUGAAAUAAAAUAAAAUUCAUUGGUGUCCUCUUUUGCUUCCAUAAUGGGGUAAUUGUCCAUAAUUUAUUGUGUUUACCACUUUUACUUAGUACGGUUAUAUAUACAUGUACAAGUAUGAAUGAUAAUAUUAUUAAUUUUUAUGGUAUUGUUUUCUCUUCAUCUGUAUGCAUUUUGUUGGUGCAACUAUUAUGCUUAAAUGAAAUGUUACAGAUAAUACCAAAACCCUCACAUCUAGAAUGAAAAGAAAACAUUAUAAAAUGAGGGUUAUUUAACAUGUGGAAUGAUGGAGAUAAAAAUGGUUAAACAAGAAUGCGUAGCCUUGGGCUUUUUGUCAAAAGUAAGCUUUCAGUAAGCCUUGAUUGAGGUCCAAAUGUUGAAUUAUUCUUACUUGUCUCUUGUUUAGUUGCCCUUAUUGGAAUUGAUGGUGGAAACACCACCAAAAUGAGCAGGUUUGCCAAUUAUUUGAGGAAUUUGCUUCCAUCAAAUGACCAAGUUGUGAUGCAAAUGGCUUCUAAAGCAAUGGGAAGAUUGGCACACACCGGGGGGACAUUUACUGCUGAUUAUGUUGAAUUUGAAGUCAAAAGAGCCCUGGAAUGGCUGGGUGGUGAUCGAAAUGAGGGUCGCCGACAUGCUGCUGUAAGUAAAUAAGCACGAACUUGAACUUAUUACAUGAUUUUUCAAUAACUUGUACACUGCAUAAUUUGAUGUGUUGAUUUUGUUGCAGGUCAAAUUUGAUUUCAGGUUAAAUUUUUUAACGUAGGUUGAAAAUCAAUCAAAUUUGACCUGUAACAUACACAUGUUUCAGCUCCACAUUCAUCCUUUAAGCACCAAAAUUCUCUAGACUGAUCUCCAUGCAUUUCCUUAAGUAAUGGUUCAGAUAAAAAGGAAAGCAACAACGGCUUUGAACAUGUUGGAAUGAAAAAGGUGCUAACUUUACUAUUGUCUGUACUACACUUGUGAUUGGCUUAAAUGGCAAAAGUUAAGAAAACUUCCUAAAGCUGUGGCAAAAGUUAAGAAAACUUCCUAAAGCUGUACAUAUAAUUCAUCUUACUUUUCCAAACAACUUCCAUAUAACAAAAUCGCAUCUCAAUCUGAAUAACAUAGAAAUCCUAUGUGGGGAAAUUGUAAAAUUGUAAACUUUACUUUUCUUGGCUAUUGUUGCAAGUCUUAUGAUUGGUCAAAAUCUUUUAACACAAAAAAAUACAUGUACCCUUUCAAGAUGGGGUUUAAAUACAUCAUUUUAUCAUGUUAACAAAUGGCCUUUCUGUAGGUUUAUGCAUUCUCUAUGUAAAAAUGAGAACAUUCCUAUGUGGGGAAAGCGCUUGGUGCAUAAAAAAAGUAAAUCCUUUCUACCUUACCCAGAUCAUUACUUAAUGAAUUAACUUUUCUCUUGAUUACAUGCAUUUGUUAUACAGUGUAUGGCUACAAUAGUAUGUGCAGCUAGAUUGGCUGCUAAGUGGGCAUUAUUUUCUUGUAAUGACCGGGCACUACUAGCUACAGUGUAGGUAUCCAAGUCAUAUACACGAACAGUCUGUGUUUAACUUGACAAUCUGUGUUUAACUUGAUGUGUAUUUUACUAACCAUAACACUGGCUUUUUGAAAGCCAUGAGGUUAAUUAUUGGGCUGCCUGUGGGAGAGCCAAUGGAGUUGUCAGUGGCCAGUCGUAUCCGACUGAAAGAUGCUUUUUAAAUCUUGUAGGUGUUGGUACUGAAAGAGUUGGCUUUGAAUGCACCAACCUUUUUCUUUCAACAAAUUCAACCCUUCUUUGAGAACAUUUCCAAUGCAGUACGUGACCCAAAGGUUAGUAAAAAAUGAUUUUUACUUUAAUACUCCUUUCAUGGAAACAUAGUACUUUUGCUUUCUCUAAUUAUUACAAUGUAACUACAUGUAACCAACAUACCCUCCUGGGACCAACAAGGAGUCUCCGUCAAAGAGAGCAUUGAGCCUUACUGGUAAUUAAAGAACAUGAAACAACAAGACUGAAAGGUAGCAGGGACCAUCUCUACGUGUAGAUGCCCAUUUUAGAGAGGUGCCUGUCAUUAUAGAAGUUCCUAUUCAGAGAACUGACUGCAAAUCUUCGUGCAGUGUUCUUACCACUAUUUUUACUUUUCCUGUGUUGUUUUGGUUUAUCAACAAGCUGUGACAUUUUGAUUUAGAAUUAAUUUAUUAUUUUCUCCUCUAAUGUUUUAAAUUUGGCCAAAAUGUAAUACAUGUAUUUAGGUGAGGUUAAACGUGAGACAAAGCUGGCCAAGGAUCUCCAUUGCUAAUCGUAUGUGGGGUGGGCUUAGGGCUUUUUCAAGGCCACAGUAUUUUUACAGCACUCCCGCUCGUGUUGUCUUUGCUUGUGCUUGUGUCAAAGCCUUUUUGCUCCCAGCCCUUCCUUUCCUCAGAGUGGGUCUUGGUUCAUGUAAGUAUCUGAAAAUUUUCCACUGGAGUUCUCAGUGUGAUGGUGCCUGGUGGCUGCUGCUCACAUGGUUGUCAUGGUUACCUUCACGCUUGCUUGUGGCCCUCUCAGGUUACUCAGACACCCUCCCCACACCCAUAGAUUAACGAUGGGUUUAAAUGGAAAAUUGGCAUGGGAAAACAAAAUUGACUACAAUUUUGCAUGUAGGCUACCAUAUUACAUAAUUAUUAUGUCGUACAGAUCCCUCAGCAAUUUAUACAGUAGAUGCCAAAUUUUAUACAAUACAUGUUCACUACAGUAUUUAGAUCAUUCAUAACAUUAUGCACUGCUUGCCUUCCUAGCUACUAUAAUUAUUACAAACUAACAGGGACUUACAUGUACAGUGUAAUAUGGAUACUUAAUUAUUGCAGCAAGCUAUCCGUGAAGGAGCAGUGGAAGCAUUACGAGCCUGCCUUGUUAUUCUGGCUCAGCGGGAGACUAAGGAAAUGCAAAAAAGACCAAUUUGGUACAAUGUAAGUUGAAGCAUUUAAAUAGUUGAAGUAUUCAAGAUCCAGCUCAUUAAACUUUUAGCACUCGGGCCCUUGUUUACAUUUAACAAUAUUAGAUGAAGUUUUUGUGAUACCGUACAGUGUAUUCAGAAUAAUUUACGAUGCCCCCUUUGUAUGCACAGAUCUGUGUAUGUGCCAAUAUAAGAGCAACCUUAAAUGCUUCGCAAUCAAGAAAGCUGGUAGAAACCGAGCCUGUGAAGGCGUUAUUAACAGAAACUCAGAGGUACAUAUGUAUAGCAUUAUACCUGUAAGAAAAAGUCAUGUAUUGCGCUGUACAUGUGGGAACGUGGGUUAAUUUGGUUUGUUUUGUUUUCUUGGUAGCAAAUUUACGAAGAGGCAAAGAAGGGUUUUGAAGAUGCACUUAACACAAAAGAGAAGGGAGUUGUUUUAACCAAGGAUGACAAAGCACAUGGUUCUCUGCUGAUUAUGAAUGAGCUGAUUAGGAGUGCAAGCUUUGAAGGAGAGGUAUACAUGUAUUAUUGUUGCUUCGAUCAAUAAUAUUCACACAACUGUGGACUGGUCUUAACAUGUACAUGUAGCUGUGUAACACUUUAUAUUUUUAAUUCCAUCUCAUGGACCAAGCAAAAUAUGAAUUUUUUAGUUUUUGUUAUGUCAAUCUGUAAGUUUUAAAGCGGACAAAAUUAAUAGUGAUACAUGGUGUAUUUGUAUAGGUAAUAGCAUGAUUUGUAGUGAUAUUAUUUGGCAUAAAUACCACAAGUGAUAUUUCGAAAUUGUUGUACAUAAGUUGAUGAGCCGUUAGGUGAGUGAAAUUACGAGACAAUUUGGGAAUAUCACAAGUGGUAUUUAUGCCAAAUAUCACGUACAAAUCAUGCUAUUAUUUGUUUAUACUACUACCUUCAAAGGUUUUGUAAUUUUCACAUGUAGGUAUUUCAAAUGAAGCUGAAAUACCACUGCUCUAAGCCAAUCAAAUUGCAGAAAUUUCUCAUGUACGUGUAGUAGUAUAAACAGGUAAAUGAAUCAAUAAAUAGUAAUACUAUUGUAUUUAAUUCCGAGUAACCCACAUUCACAACACUUCCGAAUGAUUUGCAGCGAGCCAAGCAAGAAUUAGAGGAAAUUUACUGUGAUCAAACACAAAGCCAAGUCAGCCUAGAUGAUCUGGGUAUCACCUCCCCCAAGAGUAAAUUUGCCCUACAAACUGGCUACCAGCAUCAGAGGUCACUUGCAUUACUUGCCGGGGGAGGGAUGGGGGAAACUAUGUGCCACAGCAAGGUCUGCAGGGAAUAUAUGGAUGAUCAUUUUGAAGAGGUGAGAGGAAAUAAUAUUUUUAUUGUUGUUUAAUUUUCAGUGAAGUUUUUUUGUCUCUUUAACAAACAGAGCUUAUAAUGCUGAUGAAUAAUGGGAAAAAGCACACACCAGAAUGACAUUACAUGUCAGGGCUUCUGAUAUUUCGCGCGGUUGCAGAGCCGCGAAAUACCGUGAAAUUCAGUAGAAAUCUUAUCAAAUACAUGUCUGUACAGCAAUGUUGAAACUUGUCUCCGCUACUGGGGGUAUUUACUUGCCGUAAAGUCGCAAAUUUAUGUCAAAACGUCAUCACUGAAACAUGCAAACAACGUUCCGAAACUACCAGGCGUAGAUUAUGUUGUGGAAAACUGGGCAAUAGCCAUGAUGUUAAAGGCUUUGCCAUUGGUUCAUUUCUGGAGCGUAUUGUUGUUGAAAGAGCAAAUGAUGACCUCUGUUAGAAAAACAUUAAAAAUGCUGGUUUGAUCAGCGCAAAACUGAUCAAUUUCUAGUGAAAUUUGCCCUGAAAAUAACCACAAAAUCCGCCGUUUUUUUACUGAAUGCUUUCCGGUCAAGUGUGCCCCGAAAAUUCCUGUAAAAUUUCCACAAAUCACGACCUAUCAGAAGCCUUGAUAUGUAGUUCCAUUAUGCUCAUGGCAUGAAUGUCAAGCAAGUGUUUUGCGUGUCAGCUAGUUAAAAACAAUGUGAACAACGACAACAAUACUUGUGGUACAGCUCAAAUGUAACUUGACAGACACUUUUGUCUCGACCCCAGAGACUCAAGACUGUUUCUUGCAUGUUAGUGUGUUUUGGCUAGAGAAUCAAGUUUGGAGGAUCUAGUCAAGAUUGUCUAAAACUUACCUUUCUUGCAAUUGUAAUUGUAAUUUGUUUACCCAUGGAGCACUAAGGAGUUCAUAAGAACUUGUUGAAACGUGUCCGUGCGUGCCAGAUCGAAUUGGAAUUUGAAAGUGUUGGUUUUUAAGGAGAGGGGGAAAAUCAGAGUACUGGGAGAACAACCUCUCUGAGCAAGGGAGAGAACCAGCAACAUACUCAACCCACAUAUGGCAUCGACGCCAGGAUUCGAACGGGGGCCACAUUGGUGGGAGGGGAGUACUUUCACCAAUGCGCCACCCUUGCUCCCCUUAAUACCUUUGAGUGGUAUUGUACAUAAAGAAAGUUGUGGGUACACCCCUAGCAAGAAAAACUACAGUGUCCAAGAUGACCUGAUGGCUAGAGGGUAAAGCAUUAUUAUUAUUUUUAUUCUUCUGCUCAUUUUUCUUGUUUUAGGUGUGCAAACUAGUUUUGAGAUACAGAACAACGAGAAACAGCUCCAUUCAGCAGAUGUUACUUACUAUUUUGCCUAGACUUGCUGCAUUCCAGUCUGUCAGAUUUGUCAAAAAGUUAGUCCGAUGAGUAUUUAAUUUACAUUUUUUGUUGGUGUAAAACUAUACAUGAACUUUUAAUUGUCUGUCAUGAAGAACACUUUGAGACAGAGAGAGGACUUUACCAUAAUUACCUUUUUUUUUUACUUUAGAUAUCUAAAAGACACCAUGGAAUACCUCUCUUCUGCCCUAAAAAGGGUGAGUACCAACUAAUGCCAUAAAUUAUUAUUUUAAUAGUACUGCCCAGCAGGCACUUGUUCAUUUACUUUCUGGUAUUACAUGUGUUUAUAUUUAAGCAAUAGAAAACGUUUUCUGUGUUUGCAUAGCCUGAUAUAAACACAAGAGGGGUUGAGGGAGAAUUCGAGACAGUCAUGCAAACCCGGGACGAAGUCGAGGGUUUGCAUACAUUGUAACUGUCGAGAAUUCUCCCAACCCCUUGAGUGUUUAUAUAAUAAGGCUAUGCAAACACAGGAAAAAAGUUUUCUAUUGCUUUUAUAAAAAUCAAUAAAUAACUUUCCCAAGAAAAAACGCAAAACUCUUUGUUAUGGCACUGAUUAAAAGAGAAAUUCUUACCAGUUGUAGAGUCUUGUACAUAAAGUCUUGCACGCGUAAUCAGUUCUUGUAUUGCAAAACGAUACUUUUCAGAAAUUAAUACAGAUUUUUCUUGCUUAAACUGUCAGCUUAAACAAAAAAAAAAUGACAUACCUUCUUUGUAACGAUUUUCCAAGUUUCAGGCAACAGAGGAAUGGGUAAAUAAAGUAAACUUGUCGAGUUUUGAACUAAAAAACUUUUUCAAAUUGAAUUAAAUGUCAUACAUUCAAAUUAAAUUAAAUGUUAUACAUUCCUGACACGAUUGUUAUAACUGACAUCAAAAUUGAUGCUCGUCCUUACAUAGUUAUGUCAGACUUCCUAACCUUGCAGAGCUUUCAAUAACUCAUUUUGUCCUAUAAAUAACCAUAACUAACUAGUGAAUGAUUUUGCUGUCAGGAAAGAGAAAGAUCUUCAGCAUUCAAAGCCACUGGGUUGAUAGCUCUUGCCGUACGUCAUGACAUAGAGAGGUAUAGGGGACCUGUGUUUGAACAAGUGAAAGCUUUGUUCCCCAUGAAGGACCUUGGGCACAAGUAAGGACACAAUUUCAUUGUUUAUGCAAAAUUUGGGAAAAGUAUUGUAAUACAUGUAAACCUUGUCAACAUGGCUGUAAGAAAUGCUGUGAUUGAAAAAAAAAAACAUUGUCACUUGAAAAGUUUAAACCAUGAAAAAUGGGACCUAAUGGAUUUACGGGUAGAAGUUACAUUUACAUGUAGCUUUACAAAUUUAAAGUUCUUUCCAGAAAAGUUUAAUUAUCAAAGCUUUUUGCAAUGAUGCAUUCCAAAAAAGUACAAACAGUUUCCAGUUUUCUUGGGGAUAAGCUCACAACUUCACCUGUGCAGGGAACAUCAGAGAUCUCUACAGUAUAGCUAUAUCACUAACACACACUUUAAAACAUAAGAUAGGACCUAAAAGCUUUCUUGGCAGACUGCAUAAAAACACAAUUGUAUGCCUUAAACAAAGCACUCCAGGGAUUUGCAUCCACACGAGAAGCUCAUGACAAUGUAAACUUGUGAUGGCGGAAAGAAUUUGCUUUGCUAAUGAGCAUAUAUACCCAUAAAUCCUUGAAGCCUCCUUGUCUAUGGUGUAUACUUCUUGAACGACAAUGUUUUUUCAAUCAGGUAUAUACAGAAUUAUACUUACAGUACCGCUCAAAAGUAAAUUGACACUUGAACCUCAAAACUCGUAGCUUGAUCCUUGCGUCUCAAGGCUUGAACGCUUCGAGUUUCGAGAUGCGAGGAUCGAGUCUUGAGUUUCGAUGAUCGAGGAUCGAGGAUCCAAGAAGCUGAACAAUGUUGUACAGUCACGUAGCUGUUCAGAUAUUCGCACCAUCGAUCGGUGCUUGCAGUGCGGUGUUCUGUAACUGUUUGAAUUGUCGGGUUUCGGCAAGCUUUCAAGUGUAAAUUGAUAUUUUCAUUUUCGAAGAUUUAUCCUGCAUGUACCCCUGAAUGCGGCAGUUUUUUGCCAUUGUUUUACAGUGAAUUGACCUAUAAUGAAAAGAGUGUGAUAUAAACUUUGAUUGCAGCUUUUAUGUUGCCACAUUAUUGUUGGUUUCAUUAAUUUUCCUUUAUUACUUUUGAUGAUAUAUUAUUAUGCAUUUUGUGCUAGGCGGCAAAAAGCAGUUACAGUUGAUCCAAUGGUGUUUGCAUGUGUCGCUAUGAUGUCACGUGCCAUUGGACCAAAGAUCUCUAAGGAAGUCAAAGAUUUGCUCGAACCAAUGCUGUCAGUUGGUUUAAGGUGAGUCAUUCAUGCAAUCUGUAUUUUUAUCCAUUCUGAUUAAAAAACCAGUACAUAGAAGUACACAGAAAGUGGCCCAGUACAUGAAAUAAUUAUAAUGAUUAUUUUUCUUUAUCUUUUGUUUUUGCAGUCCAGCCCUUACAGCUUGUUUACAUGAUUUGGCUUGCCAAGUGCCUCAACUUAAGAAGAAUAUUGAAGGUAAAAUUUAAUGCACGCAUUAUUUUCACUCAGCCUCUUUGUGAAGGUCUUAAUAUCCAGUUAUACAGGUAACUCACUCAGGUUCCAAUAAGUUUUAGGGCUUGUAUGUAUCCUGAACUUUUUGUGUACUUGCAUAAAUCUUACUGACUUAAACAUAAAAUAAUAUUACCCAAUACAGUACAUGUACUUUAACUUCUUUUCCAUGAUUUUACAGAUGGUCUACUGAGAAUGCUGUCCAUGAUCUUAAUGCAAAAGCCAGCACGCCAUCCUGGGGCGCCAAGAAGUGCCACGCCCACACUCACCCCAUCUGGUAUGGUAAUUUCUUUUCUCAAUAUUCUCCUUACAACUAAAAUAAGACAGUUACAACUGUAGAGAGAAUAAACUAUAAUUAUCUAUAUUGUUCUAUAACCAUGGACAUUGUGAUUUUUGAAACAUUUUUAUGGAAGACUGAUUCAGUAGUAGAUUUAUAAACUGAUUUGCUGUAUGCCAUUCUAGGAAAGUGAACAAAAGCUGUGUUAGUUUGGGUUGUAUUCCUUUGGGCAGCCAAUAAAACUUUGGUUAUUUCAUUAGAUCACAAAUGAUAGUCCCUCUUUCCUCAGAAUCAUGCGCAGCAUGCAAGCAAAAAAGUAAAAUUACGCAAAUUUAUGGAAAAAAAAAGAGGAAAAAUUUGGGCAUAAUAAAGAGGAAAAAGGACAGUCACAGACUUAGGUUUCUGUCCUUGUUACUUGCUACUUUGCUGCUGACUACUCACGUGUGGUCUUGAUCUAUUGUGACUCAAACAAAAAGUACGUGAUUGAUUGUAGUCUAUUGUUUAAUUAUAAUAAUUAACAGUUAUUGAACGAGGUUGAGCAAAAUACAUGUACUGUGAUUUGUCAGUGGUGAGCAAAUCAAUAUUUGACCUUGGAAAAUAAUUGAUAUGCAAUACACUGACAAAUCACGGUAUUUUGCAACAACCGAGUUAGUUAAUUAUUUUAUGAUUCAGUCACUGAGUUGGCCAUGUUCAUGAAAGGGCGAGCACGAGGAGAAAAGCGUGGCUUCAUUUACGCAUGAGCAGAUUUUUAUUUGCAGCCAAACACUAAGCCAAACACUUAACCAAACACAGUUGGAUGAAACUGCACAUGAGCAGAUCAUUAUUUGUGAGCAGUUAUUUGCAGGUCACGUGGUGGGCUCUUGGUCAAUGAAAAUGAAGAAAACUUGCAUCAAGUGAUAAUAAUUAAUAAUGAAUACUCACCAUUCUUCUUGUCAUCAGCUUCAUCUCAUUUACUUUCUGAUACCUUGGAUGUCACCAGUACUGUGUUGGCUUUAAGGACUCUGGGAACAUUUGAUUUUGAAGGUGAGAACAAAGUAAAUUCAAACCUCUGUUAAAUGAUGACCCUUGAGGAAGUGACAAACCUCAAGCUCGUAUACAUAAUUUGAGCUAUUUUCGUAUGUUCUUGAAAAAUGGUUUCGGUAAGUGUUCGUUAUUUGUUUUAUCACCCAAUGGUUGAAAAGAACAAAACAUGGACUCUUCGUUUUCCCGCCAAAGAAAACCCUAAUAUGGAGAAGGCAUCGUUCGAUUGACCAAUCGUGUUGCAGUAUGACGUCAAAGCGAUUUCUAUAAAGUUCUUCGGGCAUGGAGUAUUUUCAGCCGAGCGUUCGCUUAACCAACCAAAAGCCAGGUGCGUUUGUAUCCAUUCGAUAAACCAAUCAAAUCACUCCAUUUCCGUUCUUUUGUUGUUUCUAUUUUGUUCGCGCGUUUUCAUUUCAAGGUCAUACGAAAAUCGCUCUAUGUACAUGAAUAGUGCAACUCAGGGGUAAGUGACCAAUGCACUCACAAAUCACACUGGCGUUUUUUGCGUUGACACAAAUUUGUUAACAUGUUUGUAAAAGCAACUUUGGGGUUUUCUUUUAUCUCCAAGCUCUUACAACCCUUUCCAGUUAUCUGUAGAUUUUACAACAGUCUGCUCCAAUUUGUAGCGCCAUUUUUCAUUAAUUUGUUUGGCCUUUUUUUCUUGACAGGUCAUCUGCUGGCUCAUGGAAACCUUGUUCGGCACUGUGCUGACACUUUCUUGGCAAGUGAACACAAGGAAAUUCGCAUGGAAGCUGUGCGAACCUGCUCCAGGCUUCUGUCACCAUCACUUCAUGUAAGUUGCAUUGGAUAGAUUAACAGAGGUCAAGUAAAGGAGUGUUCGUUUUAAAAUUGUUGGCUGACUGUAUUUUCCUAUUGGAUUGGGGGCGUUAAUGUUUGUGAAUUUCUUUGCAAUGGUUAAAACAUAAAACGAGAUGAAAUACAGUAAAAAAAAAAAGAAGAAAGGUUGUUAAUUAAUACAUGUAAGUUUAGGGUCAAAAGUAGUUGACACACUUGUCUAAGACGGGUGCUUUUGUCGACAAUUUCAUUCAUUUAUUAUUUUAUUCUGCUUAACGCCAAAAAAAUCCCCCACCCCCUAAUCAAUGUUGUUUGUAGUAAAAGGAGGGCUUGAGGGUGAAAAACACGACAUUGGUAUUUUGGGAAGGGGGGGUUACUCUGGGGGAGGGGGUACCUAUGUCCACUGUUGAAAAAGGGGCCAUUUUAGAGAAGUGUCUCAACACUUUGUCCCUCUUUGUAGCCUGUAAAGACCGCCGACAUUUUACGACCCUACCCGACUGGUUUCCCAGCGAAAAAACAUCUAAGGAACGACCAUGGAAAUUUCAUACUGAUGAUUUGCCACUCUCCUAGACUACGAGUAGUCCCCCAUUUUUUUCUCAGGGAGAGUAGAACGAGCGAAACGCGAGAGCACGUGAAAAUCACCCCACGCGAGAAAGGCGAUACGCGUGUCGCCUUUUCUCUCGUGGGGUGAUUUUCACGCGCGCUCGCGUUUCGUUCGCUCUACUAUCCCUGAGGAAAAAUGGGGGACUACUCGUAGUCUACCACUCUCCAGAUCUAGGUACUGUAGAUUUGGGUUAAGAUAGGAAACUAGAGGUGGGAUGGCGAAAUGUCAGCUGUUUUCUAAGGCAAUAAAAAAAAGUAAAAAGAAAUUAAAAAGUUUAUUGUACACUCUCCUGCGGGACUUUUCAGCGAUACAAGACAAAGGUAUAAUGCAUUACAAAGGUUUUUCAAAAAUAUAUAUCUACCUAAAAGGUGUAAAAAAACCCCUAAGUUUCCGUUUAAAAUUCCUAUGGUACCAAACGUUCGCAGGGGUCAAGAAAUUUCUGUAACAACGUUUGCUUUAGAUUUUUUUAAUAUCCCUAUGAUUCUUACUUAAUUUCAGGUCUUUAUCCGGGCUGUUACUCAAACUGACAGCUCUGUACUGGAAUGAUCGUUCUCAAACUCAUUAAUUAUUCGUAGAGAAAAUACAUAAGAAAAUUAAUGUUACAUGAGUGUUUGGAAAUUAGAUGAAAAACUGCUCAUUUUGGAAUCCUUAAUUUCUCCAACUAAAAUCCUUUUAAGUUCGUCAAAAAAUAUUCCGCUGUGCGUAUUUUUAACUGUCUUCUCGGUGUUUCAUCUGGUGAUGAAACACUGCGUCUCAUGCUUGAUAUAAUUAUUACAUCAAGUUUCAAAUUAACUAUUUUGAAGGAUCAAGAUAUUCAGUUUUUUUUUAGGUUUUGGCUAAAUUUUGACAUUAUUCUUUACACAGCCAAUGGUAGUACCAACUGCCACACUCCAUCAUGUCUCCAUCAGUGCCAGUUCAACUCAAGUUGUGUCGGAAGUUCUGUCCAAAAUGAUUAUGGUGGGGAUUACUGAUCCAGGUGAAGUUUGCUGUCUUCGCUUGUUUGCUCCUCGACAAAUUCAGGAUGUUAAGGGAUAUUUAGUGUAGCUGAUAUUCUUCAAAUAGCAUUCAUCGCCCGCUGAGUUGUAUCUUUGCUGCUUUUGCUAUGGUUUUAGAAGUUUGGGCAUUUCUUCCAAGCAAAACUUGUGAAUUCUUACAAUGUACGCCGUUUUCUACGAAAACAACUGAAUUAAGGUAACCUCGUCACCAGGGUUUCUCGGCUACCCUCCCUUUUCCUAGCGAUUACUGAACUGUUGUCAUUUAACCGGAUAUCGCAAACGUCUUUUGGUCAACGCUGUAUGGUCAUGAAACAUUAGUCUCGGUUGAUGGUAUACUUUUUGUUGACAAAGUAUUUUUCUGAAAAGCAAAGCAUUCGGUCACAUCCGACAAUGUUCGAAAAAUCUUUGCCCGCCUGCCACAAAAUCCUAAAUCGUAACUGCGUGCACAGUCAUACAUGAUGACUGAACACGGAUGAAAUUGCCGAUGACAAUCACUUUGAAUCUGAAGAUUUGCAUAGUACGUACAGUUUAAGGAAAUCUAAAUAAAGACAAAUUACAGUGUAAUAUAAUUAUGACUGGAAACAACAACAACAAAAUGUGUCAAACAUAUUUAGCAUCGCUGAAUGGCCUUUAACCCUUUAAAUCCUAAUAGUGACCAAGAUCAGUUUUCUCCUAACAAUAUCCAUACACUGUCAAGAGAUAAGUUAUGAGAAUUAAUAAAAUGAUCACCCAAGAGAGAAUGCCUUGAUCUAUUAUCAAAUUCUCUUAACUAAUUCUUUAAGGAAAUGUAUGAAGAUCAGUUUGGAGAAAUUGUAUGUGGAUAUUGGGGCUUAAAGGGUUAAAAAAACAUAACUUAUGCAUCAUUUGUUUUUGUCUGUUUUUCCAGAUUCUGACAUUCGCUUUUGUGUGUUGUCUUCACUUGAUGAGAGAUUUGAUGCUCAUCUCGCCCAGGCUGAGAACUUAUCAGCAUUGUUUGUGGCUCUUAAUGAUGAGGUAGAUUGGAAAUACCGUAAAAUUCCGAAAAUUAAAGCCCCUCCAUGUAUAAACCUCUCCAAAUAUAAGCCCCCCAAACCAGUAACGCAAAAAACCCUCCGUUAAAUCGCCCCUCCAAAUAUAAGCCCCCGGGGGUUUGUACUUGGAAAAUUACCCUCAAGUACAAAGUAAAACAAAGCAAAAACGUUAAAUUUACCUUCAACUAUAAGGCUAGCCCAAUCGAUUUUGAAACGCAAAUUUCCCUCCGUAGAUAAGCCGCUCCGAAAAUAAGCCCCUCCAAAAAUGAGCCCCUUAAAAAGGGCCUUAGAAAAAUAUAAGCCCUGGGGCUUAUUUUCGGAAUUUUACGGUAUUUGUACAUCAAAGAAAUUUUCACAAAGACGAUUUUUUGGUAUUUUAUUUAAGUUUUUUUUUUUGCAAGUACAAAAACAACAUAACUGUUUUGUAUUGUUGUCCAUCAACAGGAGUUUGAGAUUCGUGAGCUUGCAAUCUGUACUAUUGGUAGACUAAGCGGUUUGAAUCCAGCAUACAUCAUGCCAUCACUGAGGAAAACGCUUAUUCAGGUACAUGUCUUAUUAUGUAAUCAUAUAUAGUUAUGGACGAUUCAGCAAGUUAACUGUUUAUUCCACCAGUUUAGACCUAACAAGCUUGUCCAAUAAAGGAUUUUUUUAAUGACCAGGAGCACUUUCUGUAUGAUACUAAUCAGUGCAAUUAAUGUUCAUUUUUUUUUUAACUUUUUUUAUUUGUAUUUUUUCCAGGACGCACCUUUUAUAAUUGAGCAUUCCUUAAAGGGUUGUUAUUUUGAUUGUCGUUUUAUUUGUUGUUAGAUACUGACGGAGCUGGAGUACAGUGGAGUGGGUCGUAACAAAGAGCAAAGUGCCCGGAUGUUGGGUCAUCUUGUGUCCAAUGCACCAAGGUUGAUUAGGCCUUACAUGGAACCAAUCCUUAAGGUCAGUUAUAGUAUGGCAGUUUAUCUCUAUAUAACCUGUUGUUUUAUUCCAGGGUCUGUCAAUUGUUACAUUUUUUUGCGUAGCUAUAUCUUCGCUCGCUUCAGACGCACCAGUUUGGAACAUGGUGGGUUUACUAAUUUUACGGUACUCUUUCCAGCAGCGUCAUUGAUCACUAGCUGGUCGUAGCAAGUCUUCCUUUCUUAGCUUUGUAGGAUUGUAUAAUUUUUAACUUACCUUUUAGCACUAUAUGUACGAGUUACACCAUGGCUGUAACAACAAAAUAACCACCUUUCCAGUAGGCAUCUCUCUCAUCAGGGGAGCUUAAGCAACGACGACGGCGACGGCAACAAGAACGGCAAAAAAGCAAUAGGUUUAGAUUAGCAAGACAACAACUUUGCACGUGCAUCACGCUUUUUUGUACAUUUCUUUGCCGUCGCUGCACGAGUACAGCGUGAAAGUACCUAAAUUCACGUUUUGUCGAGGUUGGGAACACAAGACAACAACUUUCUUUUUAUUUUCCUGAACUGUGAUACAGUCCCUUACAAUUCAACACCAAAGACCUUUGCCAACAUUUGACCAAUUGAACGCGUCAGAAUAAGCGCGAUGAAGUUUGAAGUAGCGCGAAUUCACUUUUUUAAGUCACGUUUUUGUAGCAGUCGCUGUCGGCGAAUCUGCACCGAGUCAAAGUCUAGUAUUUUCUUUUGAGGAAAUCUGUGCCUAAUGUAACGAUAUCAACAGCCCUAACCUUGAUAAAGAAGAUGAAAAAUUUUGAAGCCCUCCAGGUGUACUGAAGAGGCAUGGUAUAUUGCUAAUAUAACUAUGAUAAACAUUGUUAUAUUUUCCAGGCACUGAUCCCCAAAUUGAGAGACCAGGAUCCCAAUGUAGUUAUCAGUGUGUUGGCAGCAAUCGGGGAGCACGCCCAGGUUAGUACAAUCAUCACAAAGUAGCCUUCCUUCCCAGUGGUGCAAGUGAGAAUCUUCUGAGAGGUUGAUGGGGUGAUUUUUUCACUAUAAGCCAACGAAUCCUCUACGUGGUCGAAACUAUCCAUGGAAUUUUUUUGGACGCAUCCUUUGAGAUUUCCACGAGUUAAGCUCACAACUAAAAAUUGCAUAAACAUGACAUAUGUUCAUUUCUCUUCCAAUCAGGUCAGCGGGACAGAGAUGAGUAAAUGGUUAAAUGAGCUGUGUCCUAUUAUUUUGGAUAUGUUGCAAGAUGCAUCGCUUAUCGCCAAGCGAGAGGUAAGUGGGCUGCUCCCAGUUACGACCCACUCAACUGUACGCAAGCUCGGUCUAUAAAAACAAACCGUUUCACCCGCCCCCAAACUACGCCUGUACUGUAGGCUGUGGCAUGGGUCGAGGACCCGGGGGAUGGUACUCAACAAAUGUUUAUACGGGGAGGCUAAGCUCACACUGGCUAGGACCAACCCAUUACCCUUUUAUAUACCAUUUUUCAAGAAAAAGGUACAGUGUACCUCUUUCGUAUAUCUUCUAUUGACAAAUGGUACCCCGUUAUACAUACCUUGUUUAGAACUUUGCACCCUUUUCAACUGCUGUAAAUGCACUGCAAUCAAUCACAAAGAUAGAACGAUUCCUCGACUUUAUAAAGCCAUAAAUUUCAUCUGUUAGAACUUUUGGGACCUUUCACAGACUCAAAUGACAGGUUUCCUACCCUUUUGUAUACUUAACUAGUGAAAUCCCUACCCGUUCAUAUACAUGAAGCCUGAAGCCUCCCCGUAUGGGCCAUCAUACGGAAUACCCCCCCCCCCCUCUCCCAGGGUCGUGGACGAAGAGUGCUCCCUGGUGCGUCAUUUUGAAGAUGCGAUAAUCAGCUUGCUGACUAUUUCUAAGUGCCUUCUUAAUUUUAAUAUAAUCUGAUUUUGUGUUUCACCACCAGAUUGCCCUUUGGACCCUUGGUCAGCUUGUUGAAAGCACUGGGUUAGUUUUAAUUGUAAAGAUUUCGCAGUGCGCACUAAACGAAUUAAGGUUGUAUGCGGCCCCUGUUCUAAGAAGACCUCUUUGUUUGCCUGAUACGGAUAUUUGUGCGAAUGUGGUUGAUUUUUCUCAAAUCUCAAUCUAAGAUUUGGAUGUUUUUCCCCAAUUAAUAAAUUUUGGCGAAAAUUUGUUCCUUUUAUGAUUAUACUCGAUUUUUCUCUUUAAUCGUAAAAACCUAAGCCUUGCGAAUUUUCCUCUGGUAUUUUUGCACUAUAAUUUGAUUGCGAAAAAAUUAGAAUAAGGUGUACUUUGAAAUUUAUCAUUCGUAUUUUAUUGAUUUUAUUACAGAUACGUUGUAGAACCUUACAGGAAAUACCCAAAUCUUUUAGAAGUCCUGCUGAAUUUUCUGAAGACGGAACAAGCACCAGGAAUAAGAAGAGAGGUAACUGUUGUCGGAUCAUUAUACACAGGGAUCGCCUAAGCCAACAUUUUGCCUUAAGUGAGAAGUAAGUGUUAAUGAUGGCUUAGGGGAAGGGGUAGGUUGGCAGUGUCCCAGGAACUUAAAAUGAUCCCUGUCAACUCACUAAACAGAUCGCAUAACAUCUGAAGAUGCAUUGUACCAAUGAACAGCACCAGACGUUUGGAUACCUCUCGGGACCAGUGAUUUAUGAGCCAUGGGUCUCGAAGCUUCUACCGUAUUUAGAACCACAAGUAUUACUGGGGGAUUUUGUGCCACUUUUUGUAUCUUGGGUGUUUUAGAGAUGUAGUCGCAUGUUAUCCAAAGACGAUUAAUUUUAGGCCUUAAUUGCGUGGAAAACCUUUUUCAAUUGACCCUUUCAACCCAAUCACGUCAGUUACUGGGUCUGAAUCUUACUUAACCCUUUGAAUCUCAUAGGUGGUGAAAGUCUACAUAAUGUUAGACAAAAAUGUCAAAUUUCGUUUUGUAAAGUGCCGAAAAACGAAUAGUGCUAUGCAAGUGGCCCGCCUAAGAGGUUUUAUUUAAAUAGUCACACCAUAGGAUCUCAUCCGCAGAGUCAAAAGUUAGAACCUUUCUUUCAUUAUACAAGACUCCGUGAUUCACUAAGGGGCACCCAGCGACCGAAUGUUUCCAAAUACGCCAAGAUGGUUUUCUCUAUGCUUUAGAAGCCUGUUUGGUUAAUUUGGAGUUGCCCUAAAAACUAUUUAUCUGUUCGGAUGUCUUAGAGGAACUUUGUUCGUCACGAAAGUUUUAGGUGGGUGUUUCGUUUCAUUCGAAAGUGUUAGCUACCUUUAUGUGUCUGGUCGAAAGUUCGAAGACAUGAAGUAGCCUUGCUUUCAUCAGAAAAUUAUAGGGGACGUUUUGUCUGUAUACCGAAAGUUUUAGGAGACCUUUUUUUAACAAUAGUCGCAAUAUCUUGGUUUUAAAAUGUGAAUAACAACUUCCGAAAAUCGUAGUUAAGCUAUUAGAAAACCUUCGCAAUCCCACCUUAGUCACUAUCUGUUUAUGUAUCUACCUUAUAAAGCCUUUUAACUUGGUUAUCCUGAAAUGAACUAACACAUUUGUUAAACUUAAUGUGGCUUAAAUCUUUCUAUUUCUAAAUCCCUACAUACCUGAUUUUCUGACCCUUAAGACCCUGAAACUGUGCGACCCAAUUAGUAACUUUUAUAAAAAUGCAACCCCAUUGUAGUCAAUCCAGUCGUAAAAAUGCGAACCCGUCCAGUGGCUCAUACCCAUUAACUUACUACUAGGAACUACGCUAGGAAGUACGUGUACCCCCCCACUCCCCCGCCCCGGGGGCUUUCCUUAUUCAGCAUUAGUGGAAGUUUCUUCAUACUGUAGAGAAACUGUAGGCCGACUUUAAUUAAGUCUGACUUGUCAUAACCUAGGCCAUUAGAGUGCUUGGACUUCUUGGGGCGUUAGAUCCUUAUAAACACAAACUGAAUCAGACAGGAGGGAUGCUCGUGGACGGUGACUCAGCAGCAAUUAGUAAAGACAUUACGGACAACGAUGCAGGUUAAAAUAUUGCAUUUCUAUUUUUUUCCUUUUCACGUGAUGUUCAUUACGUUAUGUUCUUUGUCAAGUCCACCGUAAUCUACUUUUCGAGUUGAUAACAUGUUAUUUUGCGCUCUAUUCAAACCACCCAAAAUGUAAUGCAUAUCUUCUAAUAACCUCGCUUUCUUAGUCCGUAAAGAAGUUCGAGGUCAUCAAUCUUGGUUAUGGGUCCUCGUUCUUAUUGUUGUCAUUGGGGUUAUUUGUUUUUGUUGUUUAUUUUGUUUUGUUUUGUUUGGGUUCUAUCUUGCCUGCGUUGAUCCCCAAGGAACAAAACAAACAAGCAAACGGAUACAAAACGUUGGCACGCCACUUAAAGUAGUCGUGUUCAGACCUCGAAAUUGGCGAAAACGAGUACUGUGCACCAUACAACCUCUCUACAAACGGCCACCUUGGUGACACAAGAAAGUGGCCAUUGUAGAGAGGUUGAAACAAGAGUCAAUGUGUGGACUGUCUGCCAAAAAAAAUGGCUGUUAUGGAUAGGUGGCCGUUAGUGGAGGCUCGACUGUAGGACAUAAUUGUUACACCGUUAUUGGUUUAUCAGUUCUUGUUGUUUUUGGGCAUGUGUACUGUAGUUGCAAAGUACAAAUUAUGAUGCAAAAUUGCUUGCAAGGGCAAAUAAGUUAUCUUACCAUCAAGUACAUAUACUUGCACUUGCAGUUGACACGAACACAAGCGAGAUGUUAGUUACUAUGGGCAGUGUUCAGUUAGAGGAGUUUUACCCUGCUGUUGCGGUAUCAGCACUUAUGAGAAUUGUCAGGGAUCCGUCUCUCUCAAGUCAUCACACUAUGGUUAUACAGGUACAUAAGUCCUGGUUUGCCCUUGUUUGCAUAACCGCAUCUCGUUGUUUUGCCUAGGGGUAAGGCAAUUGGUCAAUUGUCACUACCUCCUUUAGAAUGUCAUCAGACAUUUCCAUUGUGUAUACCUUGCCAUUUAUGAGGGCUCCGUAAACGAGUUUCCGGAAAUGCGGCCUAGCUUGUAGAGAUCGGAUUAACUUAUUAGGACGAAGGAAAUCUGCGGAAGCUUUUCAUGAAGUCUUCUUCUUAUUCGGUAGGCUGCAUGCAAAUGGACGCAACAACUCCCAACAUUGUUGCGCCAACAACAUUGGGAGUUGUUGCGUCCGUGUUGGUAGUGGUGUGCAAACGGAUGCAACAUGUAACAUCCAACAAUGUUGGGAGUUGUUGGUAAACAACGUUGCGCCCGUUUGAACGGAGCCUUAGAGUACUGUGGCUAUCCAGUUGAGAUACACCGUUUUGAAUUUGUUUUUUGGGCGGUCUGCGCAUGGGCAGAUGGCAAAAUCACUUACCAAAAAAUGUAAUUCAACUAGAUUCGUCAGUUCUGUGUGAACAUUAGAAAAUAUUAAAAAUGUUCCGACUUUUUUACUUGGUGUUCAAGUGUAGUGCACUAAACGAAGCCUUGGUUAUGGUAACUAUUUGUGAGGAUAUAUACUCCACUGUUCAGUAUGCGUAUAAAUUGAUGCCAGUUUACCUAACCUAAGAUAACAUGUUUUUACUUUGUCAUUUUCUCCUUUACAGGCAGUAACAUUCAUCUUCAAAAGUUUAGGAAUGAAAUGCGUGACUUAUCUGCCUCAGGUAUUUCUGCGUUCAUACAGAUGUGUACCCGUUUGUUCUUAAGAACUGUUUUAUCCCGCAGUUCCUUGAAAGGUGCUAACUCUUUAUGUUCUUGUAACUUUUAGAUCAUGCCUUCGUUCCUAAAUGUCAUCAGAACCUGUGAUUCCUCAUUCAGAGAGGUGCGUCAACAUUUCAUGUUCUCCUUUCAUGUUUGUGGUACUUUUACAGGUUUUUGUUGUUGUUGUUGUGGUGGCUUAGAUAGUUGCAGAUGCCCGCAGUUGUUGUAUAGCUACUCUUAUACAGUGUUUCUAGGGAAGCAGUUACACUAUUUUUAUUGUCGGUCCUAUUCUUUUGUAUCAAGGUACAGAUUAGGGGUUUCGGGUAACAAGUCAUCUUCACGUUUUUGGCUGCUUGCUUAGCGUUCACGUGCAUAGAAGUUUCACUGCUAGCAAAUGACAUCCAGAGACCUGGAGGUUGGAAUUUGUGGAAGUGAAUAUAUAAUUUUGUAGUUAUUUAUAAAAAUCAGCCAUGUUUUGUGUUUUCAUAUUCCUUUUCAGUUUGUACUUCAGCAGCUUGGAGUUUUGAUUUCCAUUGUAAAGCAGCACAUCAGAAAUUAUCUGGACGAAAUUUUUGGUUUGAUUAAGGUGAGACUUUGUACUUUGUUGUCCAGCACACUCAAACAUCCCUAUUGCCUUGUAAAUUCGACGCAAAGAACGGCAAUAGGACUGAAAGGGUUAAUAAUAAUGCCACUGGAUGAAACUAGUAUUAACCCUUUCACUGCCAAAUGUGGCCAAAGCAAAUUUCGUUUUCUAACAUUUGGCAAACAAAUAGCGUCGUGUGAAAGUAUAGGCAGAGAGCUUUCAUUUGAAUGGUCACAUCAUAGGAUUUCGUCAGCAGACUCAAAAGUUAGAGUCGCCGUACAAAACUCCAUCAAGUACUCUGGCCGUGAAGGGGGUUAAUACUCCUCACUCUUGUUGUUUUCUUAGGAUUACUGGAUUCUAAACAGCCCAAUGCAGACAACGAUAAUUUUGUUGGUGGAGCAAAUCGUGACUGCACUUGGUGGAGAAUUUAAGGUAAUUCGCUUAACGUUCCAGUUCCAGUUUACUGCGUUUUUCAAAAAACACGCGAACUCUGAAGCUCAGAAGCCAAUUGACGUUCGCGUUUUUCGCUGCCGACAAUCAUCUUAGCGGACCUCUUAGGAAACAGAACUUUACUUAAGUGUCUUUUUCCCCUUUUAAUACUCUUGACCCCUUGAAUUAAUGGUUUAAUUAUAUUUGAAAUUGCCUUUGUCUUUUGCGUUAACUUGAAGUGCUUGUCAUUGGCUUUCGAUGGCCAGCAUGGGAACAGACUGCAACUUGAACAAAAGGGGCUAUCCUUUUCAAGUUAAAUCCCUGUGUUGUCGAAAAAUGACUAAAAAACGAUCCCUGCUUUGUUUUCCCUUGAUAGAAUCAUUUGACAACUUCCUUUCAUAGUUCCAAGUAUUAGAAUGAAAAUCUUUAAUUUCUUCUCAGAUUUGACAAAAGUAAUGUGGAACUUGCCAUGACAUUACCCCUUUAAACGCAAUGCUCCCUUGUUUAACUGAUAAUGCUUGUAACAGUUUUGCUCCAGUGGAGUGAUUCAGCAGCUAGUGUCUUAUAUUUGUUGUUGCGCUUUUUGUUAGAUUUACCUUCCUCAGAUCAUUCCUCAAAUUCUCAAAGUGUUUAUGCACGACAACAGUGAGCAAAGAAGUGUAACAACAAAGGUAAAUAUCACAAUUUUUAUAUUUUCCCGGCUCUGAUAUGCACCGAGUAUUUAUUUGUUAGCUAGUUGCUUAUUUUUUUUGGGUAUUUUAUUUUGGACAGAUUUUGUCCUCAAAUGAAUUAAUAGAGACAAUUCUAUCUAAGGGUCUUUUUGCAUGGAAGGAAGGAGAUAGUCAUCAGUCUAUCAGUUUCAGGUUGAAAAUUUCUCAAAGUAGAAAAUAGACACAAAAAACAGCUCAAAACAAUUCUUAUGGAUUGAACAGACGUAAAAAUACUUAUUUUUUGUAGAAGUAAUGAAGAUUAAACGUUUGCGGUUUGCCGUAAACGUCCCUCUUAAUCUCUCUACUGUUUAAGUUCUUUGCCCCGUUUAAUACUUUUGACAUGUUGAAAGGUUGAUUAAAGGGCGUCUUUAUAAAUGUCCUCUCCUUUGUUAUUUUUCAGCUGCUGAAUGCUCUACAGAUGUUCGGCUCGAGUCUUGAUGAUUACCUUCAUCUGCUGGUACCGCCUGUUGUAAAACUAUUUGACUCUCCUGACAUCCCAAUCACUGUUAGAAGGUCAGACUAACAGUUUACUAUGAUCAGUGUUGACCCUCGCAUGUAUUGCUUUCUGGCUAUUACAGUGUUGCACAAGAAACUGGGUCAAAACUUCUCCCCCAAAACAAUACCGUAGUGCAGUUCGACGCAAACCGACCCAGUCUGUCGCACAACCUUAAAAUGAGCAUUUGAAUAUCAGGAUAGAAUGAGUGUCCCAUUCAGUCUCUCCGAGGUCGUUUGUUACUUCUUUCCCGGCCAAUUUUUUUGAGCGCGCAAGUGAAGCGAGCUUGCGCCUAGCGGCAAAUAAAUCUCCAUGUGGUUGUUUUUUUCAUUUGCGCGCUCGACGAUUUCUUAAAAAAAAAAAAAUAAAAUAAAAAAAAAAUAGUAAUAAUAGAAACUAAAGGGUCGACAGACAGGCUGUGGUCCAUUAGCAGUCGGUCUUUGCUCACAGGGAAAACGUAUGCGUAUUUAAGCGACGUUUGCUGUUCGCUGACUAAGCUAAGGAAAUGAGUUCAGAGUCUGUGAGCCAUCUUUCGGUUUUUGUUUGGAAACUGAUGAAAUACAUGCCUUUUAAAAAUGAACCUUCGAGCCCUGGGCUGUUUAAACUUGAAACUUGAAUCUCUAAUCUACAAUCGGCGACAAAAUUGUUGAGACAUUGUACUUAAAUAGGGUGACUUCAGAGAACAAAAGAAUCCGCACCCCUCCCCUGUCCCCUCCAUUCAAAGUUGGGGUGUUUGUUGUUUUCUAUAGGUAGCUAGAACAAGGGCACAACAUUGCACGGAGGGGAUGGGGGAGGAAAGCUAUAUUUCCUCCUUUUGAAGUUCAUAAAACGUUAAAAAGCCCACUUUUGGGCGAAGUGUCUCAACUCAUUUUGUCGCCGAUUGUCUGAACGGAAAUCUUCGCGCUGUUGUUCUAUUACCACCGGUUAGGAGACGGUAACUAGUUGAGAUUACUAUAUUCACCGGGUCGUUUUUCAGAAGAUAGAUAAGAUACCCAUAUAAUCCGUUUCCUGUGUUUUUCGAGGGAAAAUUAGUUUUGACAAUCUUUGUACUCGGUAGUGAUUUCAAGUAAUUACGCAGCAUACCCACGUACAGAAUGAUUGAUUUUCCUCUGGUAACUAAGUGUGAUCGGUAGGAAACGAUGCCAGAUAAGAUAUUGUAUUUGAAUAUAUCCCUAGUAAGUUGGAAGUGUUUCUUCGAAGUUUGGCUAUUUGAUAAGGGUGGGAUGGACGAUAAAAUAGCCAUGAUUGCUAUGCGCAGGAGAAUGUUCAGGAAAAAUGUUCCAACUUCUAAUGCACAGCAAAGCUGCAUAGCAUCGCUAAAUCUGUGCAGCAGAUUCGUUGCCCAUAUACCCAUAAGAGUCUUCGAAGAAUGUACUUUACAGUCGAAACUAUGAGGUCAGGAGGAGACUGGCCACGAGUAACCACGAGUAACCAACUUUGUUCUUAAAAGAUAAUUAGAUUAUUAAAUUUUUUUACUCAUCGUGGUUACUCGUGGUUACUCGUGGAAAUUCCUCCUAAAGAGCAAUUUUAGCCAUUAUAACUACUUUAAUGCCUAGAAAUCUAUUAAGUUUUCUAUGCUUUUCACUUUGUUCUUUGUUUCGAUGCGUUUCGAUAAAGGAAAGAAUAAGAAAUCGUGCCCGACGCGCCACGUCGCACGAUGUCAAGGCACUGUUAAGCGCGACAUGAAAUGUCACGCACUGAAAAUAACGAAAUCGCCUUAUUCUAAUUGUUCUAAAAUAGAUAUGAUGAAGUCAAACAUAACAAAUAAAAAGCCACCAGGGGUCUUACAUCCCAGCAUAAAAAAAAUGAAUUCAAUUAACUUUCUAAAGGAAGUACGGCCACUUUUGAGAUUCAGACAAUCGGCGACAAAAUUGUUGAGACAUUGUACUUAAAUAGGAUGACUUCUGAGAACAAAAGAAUCCGCACCCCUCCCCUGUCCCCUCCAUUCAAAGUUGGGGUGUUUGUUGUUUUCUAUAGGUAGCUAGAACAAGGGCACAACAUUGCAUGGAGGGGAUGGGGGAGGAAAGCUAUAUUUCCUCCUUUUGAAGUUCAUAAAACGUUAAAAAGCCCACUUUUGGGCGAAGUGUCUCAACUCAUUUUGUCGCCGAUUGUAGCUAGUGUUCUGUUAAAGUUUUAACUAGUUAGAGAGGUGUAGCUUAGUUAUGUAAUGUUAGAUGCAAGUAAUGUUCCUUUCAGAUGUGCCCUGGAGACCUUGGAUCGCCUCAGUGAGUCUCUUGAUCUGACUGACUUUGCAUCAAGAAUUAUUCAUCCUAUAAUCAGAACCCUGGACUCUUGCCCUGAGCUUCGCUCUACAGCAAUGGAUACCCUGUGCUCUUUAGUGUUUCAGUUGGGAAAACAGUAUUCACCUUUUAUCCCUACAGUUAACAAGGUAAAAUCAAAAUAAAAGCACGGGUAAGGGUAGUAUGCUUCCAGAUAAACUGUCCGUGUUCUUUCCCCGUUCUUCAUGUCUUUAGAACAAGAAUGUCAUUCUUACCUUCCUUAUUUGACAUUCAUUUUGGUAACGAAAAAAACAAACAAAUGUUGGUUGAUUUUUAAGACAUGGCGGAAAACCAUGGACAGAAAAUCAUCUUGUAGCCCUCCCAGACGUUUGGCGGGAAACAGCUGUAUUGUCGAAUACAGGUGGCCUCUAAGUAGCCAAUGAGAGUGCGCGCUUUCGGGGAAGAUAUUCCAUCUAUAUGGCCGUUAAAAAUUGCAUGCGAAGGGAGACGUAUUUCCGGUGAGUGCUAACUUCCGGAAACCAUCAAACCAAAGAAAGAGAAAUGAGCUUUUAUGACAUAGUGGGGGUUUUAUAUGCCUUGUGACUUCAAAUCUGAUAGUAGUGCUUUACUAAUCUUCUCAUUGUGUUUGUAGGUGACAGUUAAACAUCGUAUUCAACACCAGCGUUACGACAUUUUAAUUUGCAAGAUUGUCAAGGUUUGUACAGAUUUACUGACUAUAAACAAAACAGAAAGAUUAACAUUUGAAGAUAGAGGAUUUCCAAGUGGCCUUUGCCUCUUUUUCAAUUGUUGUGAUGCCCUACCCUGGGUUUCAGAGACUUCUGAUGUGCGGUUUCGGUCCGGUUUCUAGUGACUAGCGUGAAAAGGAAGCUUUUUUCUCGCUGCCUUAGCUAAAUCUUUCGGCCGGCCGAAGCAUCCCGCCGCACGCGAGAAAAAUACCUCUGGUACCCAGUAGGUGGUGGUCUUCCUUUAGUCAGUAUGGAAAUACGUUUUUAUUCACACGCGCAAAUUUAACUCAUUGUCAUAUGGACAGUUGACACCCGGCCUCUCUCCUGCAGCGGGCAAAAUGGUAGGAAGUAAAGAGACCUCUGCCGGCCCCGCCAUGCGUUUCCGUUUACGCAUGCACUGGCGUUUCCUUAACAGACAGUAACAUUUCAGUCAAGUGCGACACAACUUACAGAACCGGUUUGCGCGAUAAUAACAUUGGGCUCAGAAAUACCCAGCUUAAGUCUUAACGGGGCAUGCGCAUUACAUAUUAGACGAAACUGGUUAUGAAAACCAGUCAGUUUCGACCCCAAAUAUGGUCGGCGACUAAAUAAAAGAACGCUUCGGAGGCCGGCAGAGUUCUGUCUCCUUCCUUCCAUUUUUCUCUUGCCGUGGGAGACCUCUUCUAGCAGAGAAAUACAGAGCCUUAAAGCAACUCGAAAUUGGGGUAUUGCCAAACUGUAGGAUUAACCUGGCCUUUCUUGCCUCCAUCUAGAGCCCAUUUUUGUUAGAUUGGGAGAAUGAGGUGUUAGCUCGACGCCAAAAAGCUGGUCGAGGCAACUUGGCAGAUGACUCCGCCACGAAUGCUGCGAUAGAAGCUGCGAGCAUAAAGAAACUGACUUUUAAAGCAGACAGCCUUCAAAGAGUAAGAAAUAGAAUCACUCAUCUCGGCCUUUUGUGCCUUCGUCAAUACCUGUUCCCACAUCUCAGCCUCCGUCCUUAAACCUCUUUGAAUUUUUCCUGUGGUGUGAUAUUUUUCUGAAACCAAACGUAUCUCUAGCCUAAGAAACCAGCCGACAUUUUGCGACGCUACCACUGGUUUCCCCGCGAAAUGACGAACGCAGAAAUUCUAUACUGAUGACGUGUCACUACCCAGAUCUGGGUGAUCUUCUGAUAGGUUGAAAAUCCACUUCAUCCAAUCAGAAGCUCUACCCAGACCUGUGUAGCGACGCGUCAUCAGUAUGGAAUUUCUGCAGCCGCUUUUCAGACGUCAUUUUUUUGUUGAAACCUGUUCUGACGUUGCGAAAUGUUGGCUUUUCCCUCACGUCAGCUUAAGCUUCUUUGAGCGGCCUUCUUGGAAUACGUCAUUUUGAUAACGAAAAGCCACUUCUUUUUUGUAGGAAAAAAAGUUCCAAACUGAUGGUAGUCUUUUUUCCGUUGUCAUAGGCGUGGGGUGCUGCCAGGUGUGUGUCCAAAGAGGACUGGAUGGAAUGGCUUCGAAGACUGAGCGUUGAGCUGCUAAAAGAGUCACCAUCUCCUGCCUUGAGAUCUUGCUGGGCCACAGCACAGUCGUACCCACCCCUCGCAAGGUUGUACAAUAGCAAGAAAUGAAAUAUGCCACUGUAUAAUUACAGUUACGCUUUGGUUUCCGUUACGGUAUACUGUUACCCCUUUUCACGACCAGGUGGAGUCUUUUAAGGUUGUUGCAUAGCUUUUGAGUCUGUGGAUGAGAUCUUAUGGUGUGACCAUUCAAAUGAAACCUCUUUAGCGGUGCUUUUAGUUGGUACUAUUUGCUGCAAAAUAAAAUGUGGAAAAUUUGAUUUUAAGAACUUUUGGUAGCGAAAGACGUGAUAGUGCUUGCGUACUUAUUGCAGUUGGAGACCUUGUAAGCGGCCAAUCUCCAUCAGCUUACAGAGCAAUACUUGCGUUUAUUACAGAAAAUGUGUACUUUGAGGCGGAUGGUCUGUACUUGCAUAAAGGAUAACAAAAGACCAAUUUUUAAUAUAUUUAAAUUCGAACUUGGCGGGGCGACGUAAAGGGACAAGACAAAAGUAAUCGUCUUGAGUAAUACACUUUUUUUUGUUUUAUUCCUCCAAGUAUCGGAGCCAGUAUAAGUUUUAAUCGAACUUAUUCUACUGGAUUUUAAUUAAAUGUUCUAAUGUCUUCUUCUUAUCUUGCAUCCUUUAGAGACCUGUUCAAUGUUGCCUUUGUUUCAUGUUGGUCAGAACUUCACGAAGAACUUCAAAAUGAGUUGGUGAAGCAUUUGGAAAUGGCUUUGGAGUCUCAGAUCCCAGAGAUCACUCAAACGCUUCUCAAUCUUGCAGAGUUCAUGGAACAUACAGAAAAGGUACUCCAUUAUCUUUUGUGGCCACUAGGAUGGGCGUUUAAGGCCCCUUUACACGGAACCGUGCAAAUUCUAUUGAAGAUUGCAGUACUGCUUACCGUACAAAAAGUUGCUCGGUUCCGCGAGUACUGUGUGAACGAAUGAAUUAACGAAAGGUGAAACCGGGCAAAUUUUUGUCCGUUCAAAAAUUUGUCCGGACCCUUGUAAAUUGAGUCUUAGUUCAACUAAAUUUGACAUAUUGAAACUCAAUUGCUAGCCUUUGCAGCAGGCGGCUUUAGGUGCGCCUGCGCCCAACUCCAAGAUUCCGUUUUUUGGCGACAGUGCCGUGUGGGGUAUUAGUAAAGCUACUUUUUAUAACACGCGGCUUCGCCGCUCGAUUUGCCCAUCGGCUACCCCACCUAGAACGCGCGUACCCUGAUCCUACCAGCUUCGUUGGCUUCUCAGUAACCUUUCCAAAGAGAUCCACGUCUUGUGCUUUUUUGUGCAGCAAAAAUCAAGAAAAGUAAACUUACUGAUAUAAAAGGGUAGUAUACACCGCGAAGUGCUGAACACUUGCCUCCCGCCAAUGUGCGCGGGAUUCAAGUCUCGGCGUCGACUCCAUAUGUACGUUGAGCUUCUUCCUUUUCUUCUCUACCCCGCGAGUUUGUCUCCGGGUACUCCGCCCCCCCCCCUCUCCUUUGAACACAACAUUGCAAUUACCAUUUCGAUCUUGAAAGUGUCCCCAGUUUGUAGGGGACAUUAAUUUAUGUUUUCCCUUUUUCCUUUUUCUUCUCUAACAUGAACAAGGUUUUAGCAUAACUCUCUUGUCUCCAGUAUAUGUAGAACCUACUUACCUAUGUAAUUCAAUGGUUGCCUUUGCUGGUGUUCUAUACAAUGUAUAGUGCACCACAUACAAAUUCGCAUUCCCAUUCUUUUUUUGACGCACUCAAUCUGUAUUUUAUUUAAGGGAGCGCUGCCCCUGAACAAUGACCUUUUGGGUGAACAGGCCUCCAAAUGCCGAGCGUACGCCAAAGCACUGCAUUACAAAGAGGAAGAGUUCCACAGAGGACCGACUACUGAGACACUUGAAGCGCUUAUCAGGUAACCGUAUCGGGUAUAUUGUUUGUUUCGUUUGUUUUGUUUUUUGUUGUUUUUAUUUUGUUGUGUUUUGUUUUUGAACCAAUAACUGCAUAUUUCCUGCAUUCGGAGAAACUCUUUUCUUGGGCUUAUUGUUUCUCGUCAUUUCUUCAAGCAUAAACAACAAGCUGCAGCAGCCCAUGGCAGCUCAUGGAGUCUUGGUAUAUGCUAUGAAAAAUCAUGGAGCCGAUGUGGUGAGACAUUUGUUUAUCUUUUGAUGAUCAUAUGACCUGUAUGUUGUAUAACGAAAGGAACAUUCACGCCAACAGGUCAAAAGUUUUUCGCUCACACACCACUGGUAGCAAUGCCAAGCCCACCGCCGCAGCCUGACCUAAAUUAUUCCAAGUUCAUUAAAAAAAUGUACACUUAAAAUACCCCUAAAGAGGUGGGACUGUAACAAAAUUACAAAGUUGCAUAUUACAUUUAUACAGCCUACAAAACUGAAAUCUUAGGGUGGGUGGGUGGGAAGGUCAGUAUUGGCGGACGCAACAAAGCAACUGCCUGCCUUUCUGUCACAUGACCCAUACCCAGGCCCCCAGUGGCGCCUGUGAAUAACAUUUUCCACCUAUUUCGUUACACUCCAGUCAAUGGGAAAUUACCUUUCCUUGGUAAACAUUUGCACGUCGAUUGCGUGUGAGUCCAUCGUUACAAUCGUGGCGUUCCCUUUCUAAUGAGUUUAUUUCAGUAAAACCUCUUAUAUGUGGAAAAGUGUCCAUUUCAAUCGUUUUUUUUUUCGUCGCCAUGGCGAACGCCGCGAACAUCGACCUUCCAAUGUACAGACAGUCCAACUGCCUGACUGGCCAUUUUUCUCGCAAUUUUAGAAAAUCAAGGAACGUUGGUAUGAAAAACUGCACGACUGGGAACAGGCUCUGGAAGCUUACAACAAGAACCUUCUGCAAAAACCGGAAGACCUUAACCUCUCUCUGGGACGAAUGAGAUGCCUUGAGGCUCUAGGAGAAUGGUAAGUGGACAAUACAAAAAUAGACGUUACUGUAUACGCGGAUUCACCGUGACAUUUUUGCUCAUCAGCAUACGAAUUAACCAGUAGAAGAUGUAGCUUUAUAUACCAGUUGGGUUCAAUAAUUAAAAGAGCUGGUCAAUUUAAGCAGUUUGUGCAAGUUUCAGCUCUUUUUAGUUUGCAGCCAGUAACAAAGAAGAUAACAGCAACUGAUUACUAUAAAAUUAUUGGUUAGCAAAACGUUAAUGAGCUCAUACAUUCUUUGUAAAUUUUGGAGUUUUUCAAAGAGAAUUUCUCCGCAACCAUUUGGUAUGUCGCCCUCUAAUUUUCAAAGAUAACUGAAAUUGUUAUGCUGUUACAAUAUUCAGAAAUUUCAUUUUAUUAGCUUCAUUAGAUAAUGAUAAGCUUAUGCUAAUGAGGAAAAAAUGUAAACAAAGAUUCGCCUAUUGUGGCAGGAUUUUGUGACAAUUUUUACUGAAGAUGUGUUUACAAAGUAUACUAACGAAAGGAAGCACAUUCAUUGAGCUAGUGGGAACGCAUCGUCAGUUGUUAACUUAAGUAGAUAGUGCCGUAUCCUGAGUGCCAUUUGUCGCAAGUCGAAUUUGAGAAACGUUUCUCUCCGCCAAAAACACAAGUUCAAUACUUUUAAACGUCUGUUUAGAAGGCUUGGCCCUUUCAAUUCAAGGGUUGGUGCAUAAUAAUACGUAGGAGUAUUGUAUGGGGGUUCUAUCUAGAGUUUGAAUGUGUGAACGAUAUCCUUCGGUGUGAACUUUCAAAUGAAACCACUUUGGCAGUAUCGUUUCAUGGUGCCUUAAUUUCCUUAUCCUCCCGCACGUUAUGAAGCCGAAAUUGAGAGUUUUUGUUGAAUUGUGACUUUAGUAACUUCUGAAAUUGAAACGGUUAAUCUUAAAAGGAGAAGUCUCAUUUUAUUAAAGGUAUUUAUUUAUUGUUUUUAACAGGGGUGAACUUCACCAGGUUGCUGUUGACAAGUGGCCGGUAGUGAGUGAUGAUAAUAGACAGAGAAUGGCCAGAAUGGCUGCGGCCGCUGCUUGGGGAUUAGGUAAAAUGUUCUUAUAAGAACUUUACUAACUCUACCCUGAGAGUCUGUCCCUUUUCAAUUUCCAGGAGAUAAAGACGUUAAUAAUGACACAUGAAAGACCAGUUGUUCAAUAGAGGAUGACUUGAAGAUGCCAUAUUGCGUGAAAAUAGGCCAAUAAACAAAAUGGCCGCCAGCUUAGAUCCAACAUCUCUGGACGUCUGUGAUGUCAGAUGAAACAAGCGGAGAAGGCUGAGGUUACUGUAACCCACCGAACCCAUGAUGCGACUAAUGUGUCCAUAGCACCAGGAAAACGUCCUGUGCUCCUUCUGUGUUGUGAGUUCUUGGAUGAAUUCAUGUUCCAUUCCUUUUCCAUCAUAGGUAACUGGGACAGUAUGGAGGAGUACACUUGUAUGAUCCCACGUGAAACACAAGAAGGCGCUUUCUACCGAGCCGCCCUUGCUUUGCAUCAAAACCACUUCCAACAGGCGCAAGCGGUGAGUGUUAGUUGAGAUGGCAUUGCGUUGAAAAAUUGACCAAAGGCAAGCACUCUACAGGCGGAGCACCUUUCUUAAGAUACCGACGUAGGCAUAUUUGAAGUCCCGUACUUUAGCAGAGUAAAUCAGAACGUUCUUCUGUUAUAAUGCAUAAACCAUCCACAAAUAGAUGUUUAAUUAUUGUAUUUUGUAGUGUAUCGAUGCUGCACGUGAUGUGUUGGAUACAGAAUUAACAGCAAGAGCUGGCGAGAGUUACAAUCGAGCAUACGGGGUAUGAAAAAUUCAAGUAGGAUCCUUACACGUUUCUUGGAAUCUGCCCACCUACUCCUUCCCUAAGUCAACAUUUUGCCCUAAGUGAGAAGUAAGUGUUAAUGUUUGCUUAGGGGAGAGGUAGCCGGGCAGUUUCCCAGAAACGUGUAACGAUCCACAGAGGAUCCUUUUUUAGUUAUGACUUGCAGGGGUCCAAAAAUCUUGAAUUCCAGCUUGUCGUUUGGAUAAGCAGCCCUCACAAUUUGCUUUCCCAGGGCAAUUGCUUUCUUACUUGUUCAGCAAGAUGUCUGCUUGUUUUGGAAGACCGGUCGGGAAAUUUUUCACGGCUGCCUUGCUUUCUGUUGCGUUAGUUUCACUUUUUGAAGUUUUUGUAUAGUAAGGAGGAGUACAUUGGAAGGUACACACUUGUUGCCAUAUCACUGAAUGACGUCUUGAUAGAACGAAAAUGCUUAUAUUCAAAACCUUUGGUUAUUUGUUUAUUAAAAUGUAAUAAUGUUAAAAAUGAAUGAUAUUUUGUUUAGGAGUAGUUUGCAUAUAUCUUACGAAAAUGUCUUGCGUUCUUAUUUCAGGCUAUGGUUAGCGUACAGAUGUUAUCAGAACUCGAGGAGAUCAUUCAGUUUAAGCUUGUCCCAGAGCGCAGGGAAGCCAUCAAGAGAACAUGGUGGAACAGACUUCAGGUAAGAAGGAACGUCAAGUUUGUUGACGUUUGUCUCGAUGUGAAGAAAACUACUCCCCUACCCCUCCCAUCACCGGAAAUUUUGUUGUAACGUUGGUUUGAGGGUGAGAGUGGGGGGGGGACAUUACGUUAUGUGUCAAUAACCUAGAAAUUAGGGACUUCUAGAAGUGGUGAUUUACGCAUUGUUUAGGAGAUUUUUUUUUUUUUAUUUCCAAAGUAGCUUAACUUAUAUUCCUUUUUGAGAUUACUGUGGACGAUUGGCCUGACCUUAAGAAUAACGUUGCGUUUUCGAAUUUAUCCGCCGUAGUGCAAACAAUGCCUUCGUAUGUUUAUUGCCGGCUGUCGUUUCUAGUUUUCAAGAAAACUCUCCAAUCCUGAAGUUAAAAAAUUUGAAAACAAAUGCUACCGUGUCAAUAUACUGCUAAAGAGGUUUUCUAGGAUUGUAUAAAGCUAUAUGGCAUGUAUGCAACAAUGACCCUAGCAGGUGAAAAUGAGUAAUGGGAUACACAGCAUUUUAUGUCAGGAUAUAUUCUUGAAUGCCCUUUCCUCCGAAGUGCACCCGCUUCUAGCCAACUUCCUAAUCCUAGCAGCGCCGGUAUCCUUGUUCCGGGCUCUGACCGGACUCAGCGAACUACUGGAAAGCGUUUCGAACUUUCUUUCAACCUAAUUGGCAAAUAGACAGGACAGGACAAGGAUUUCGGCGCUGUUUCGUAGACGGACUUAACCGGAAGUUUUGGUUCCGUUUGUGGCGCAGGUCAACUCCUUCCCUGCGUUCGAACUUUGCGCGUGGUUGCACUAACAGUACACCGAAGAUGUGAUUACUGUAUUAAUGUUGGCACAUUUCUGUUUUAACGAAACAAUGAAAAUGCAAUGUGUCCUUGUUUAAUUUUGCACAGGGUUGUCAGCGUGUUGUGGAGGAUUGGCAAAAGAUCCUGCAAGUCCGCUCCCUGGUGCUCUCUCCACAGGAAGACAUGAAAUCAUGGCUAAAGUACGCUAGUCUUUGCCGUAAGAGCGGUCGACUCGCGCUUAGUCACAAGACACUAGUCACCCUGUUGGGAACAGAUCCAUCAAAACAGGCAGACCAACCUUUACCAACCACGUAUCCACAAGUAACGUUUGCUUACAUGAAGCACAUGUGGAAUGAAAACAAGAAGGUAUGGGAAGAUCGCCUGUACUGUUGCAGCCUGUGAAUCUUGAGCCUUAAAAGGAAUCGUUCCAACAGCGUUUAAUCGUUUUAUUUUCCUUUCAGUAAAGUUAGGUGGUGUGUGCCCGCGCUAUUUAAAGAUCCGCGCGCUUUAUUUACUUAUUUAAUUGACAUGUGCAUGUAUGUCGUUAUUUAGCGCAUUUCAUUUUAUUUGGGUUGUUUACCUACUCGUGCACCUUGUGAGUAACUCAUGAUAGAGUCCUUUAGAUACGAGGACGAGAACGACUACGAGUACGACAUUUGAUUUAAAGUUUUUUUGCGUAUUGUUAAAAAAUAAACACCCCGGAAUUUUUCAUUGGACUUUUUUUCACCAGGAAAGUAAUCACAGUUAUCGUUAUUGAAAGAGGUUAGGACCUCUCCCGAUUACAAAAUACUAAAACUUCUAACGUUUGAAAACUCGUUUCUGCCACUACGACAUUCUCGCUAAAACUCGUGGUGGAAUGACGACCUGGCAACCAUGUUUUCCCGCCAAAAUGACGCUGUCUCACGCGCGAGCACUACUUACCAUUGAGAAAAUCUCAUACUCGUAGUCGUUCUCGUCGUACAAUCUAAAGCUCGCUAUUCUGGGUGGCUCGUCCUAAAAUGUUCUGCAAUUAGUAUAGGAUUUAAUGGAGCCGAAACCAAUUGUGGAAUUGCACACAUUUUAGGCAUCCUGUUGAUGGACAGCUACGACUUUUAGAUAUUUCGAGCAACAACAAUUUGCCGUCUCCUUUCCGUUGUGUUUUUAGGAAGAAGCAUUCCAGCAUCUUCAACAUUUUGUACAAAACACGCUUCACCAGCAAGCUUUACAGUCGCUUUCUCCAACCGAUGACGGGCAAAAGAGAGAAGAACUACUCAAGCUAGUUGCUAGGUACGGUUGACAAGGAAAUCUGUCAUAGGGCAAUAAACACUCAAUGACUGGUCCUGAGGGAAACAGUUAAUUUUGUUUCCCGAGAACCUCAAUGUCCCCUUGGCGAGAUGUUAUAUAGCUGGAAAUUUUGAAGCUGGAAAUUUGCAUUAAACCUCGCUGUAACGGCGGUCGUCGUUUAACUUUCGCGGGUAACAGUGCACUGAGGUCAUAGAUUUGGUAAUAUUGCCCGCUCAUAGAUUUUUGUUGGCAACCGUGUCAUUAUUAGAUGCCGUGUGACCUCGAAGUAACCAAUGAGACCGCAAAAAAUUUUCCAGCUAUAUAACAAUGUUAAAUGUCUAAAAGUAAGUGUGGAGAAUGAUAGAAACUUGAUGGACUCGUUCUUGGGUUUAAUCUUAUACUUCGUUUAAAAGCUAUUGUAAUUUGUUUUGGGGUAUGGUAAUUUAUAGUUACAAUGAGUUGGAAACAAAGGAAGUGAACAUUUAAACCAGGGAUAACGUUGAACUCUAGACAUAAUUACUACAUCCGAUCUUAAUUAGUCUGACCGACUGGAUGGCUAACUGACUGAAUAACUGAUCGACUGACGGGCUGAUUAACAAACAGACUGACUGACUUACUGACUGACUGUCUGACUGACUGACUCACUAAUUAACUGACUGACUGAGUGGCUAAUUAACUGACUCAUUAAUUGUCUGAAUAACUAACUCAGUGAUUAACUGACCGAUUAACUGACUGACUGACUGAUUGACGAACUGACUGCCUCACUGACUGGCUGACUGGCUGACUGGCUGACUAACUGACUGACUGGCUGACUGAUUGGCUUACUAACUGACUCACUGGUUAACUAACUGACUGACUCACUGACUAACUGACUAACUGACUAACUGACUGACUGACUGACUGACUGAAUAACUGACUGACUGACUAACUUACUGACAAACUGAGUGGCUCAUUGAUUAGCUGAAUAAUCAACUAAUUAGAUGACUAACUGAUUGGCUAACUGACCGACUAACUGGCUAGAGCACUGCAGCGCUAACGCAGAGGCCAUGAGUUCGAAUCCCGUUGACGUGUUCACUAACUGACGUACCAACUGAUCACUAUUUUGGUUGUUUAAAGUGAUUACCUCUUACAGAGCCAGUACCAUAGAGAACUUGCUUGCUUAUUUCAGUUUACCUCUCUGCUUGCAUUUUUGUGAUUGUCAAUUACAGGAGAGAUUAAUUUGUUCAGGUUCAGGUUCAUUGUCUAUGUAUUACUUUGAAUUAAUAGUUGUUACCUCAAGCUGGGUGAUUGGAAAACCGAUCUCCAAGGUUACAGUGAGGCGUCUAUACCGCAGAUCAUCCAGUAUUAUGCAGCAGCCACUGAAAAUGACAGAAAUUGUUAUAAGGUAUUUACAAUUCAAUUAUCCCCUUGCGGGUAGCGGGGUAGGGGUAUCCUCUACCAACAGGAGACGUAAGGCGACUCCUUUCCUUCCGCUAGCCGACGGGUCACCCGUGGGCAGGGUGUAGUACCCGGUCAGCCACCUGAUCAGGGUUACGUGAAGUCAUGGGAGCAGGUAAUGGAUGUUGUUGAGGAGGCACCCGAUGUCAUAAUCCACAGUGCUGGCUCCCAUAACUGGCACCAGGCAUAGAAUCAUUCUACCAAAUUUGCAUUCAGAACACCAUGACUACCGGAUUUAUUAUGUAAACAUUUAUUUACGUCAUCAGUAUGGAAUUUCUGUCGCUGAGUCGCAGACGUUCCUCCUCGCUAAACGUCCCUCAGCGGCGAUGAGCGAGGAGAAACGUCUGCCGUUUGCAGGCUAAAAUGACCAGGUCUACGAGGGCGGCACACUUUAGAAGGUACCGUAGCGAUCUGGUUUAUUUGUUCUCUUCUAUCAGGCGUGGCAUGCUUGGGCAUACAUGAACUUUGAAGCAGUAUUGUAUUACAAAAACCAGCAGUCAGGAAACGAUGGAAAUGGUAAUGAAAGUAUCUUGAGGACACCUCCAAGCAAUACCUCCUCUGUAAGUUCAUGUUUGUUUACAAGGCCAUUUUUGUUUGUUUGUGGAUUUGUUUGUCAGUUUUCUGUUUAUCUGGGAUAAAAGGAUUCGCGGGAAUUCACGUUUUGCUGGUUUCUAUUUUCUAGCCGUGAUGUUCAGAUCUCAUUUGUAUGUGUUUAUUGAUUGCUUGAAGUUCAGAACCUCCAGAUCAUUAUACGUUUCCUGGGAAACAGCUCACCUACCCCUCCCUUAAGCCAACUUUAACACUUACUUCUCACUAAUGCAAAACGUUGGAUUAGGGGAGGGUAGGUAGGCAGUUUCCUAGGAACGUAUGAUCCAAGUUGCCUUCCUAAUCGCCAUUUUAUGACGUUUAAGUAUAGGUCUUCGGUCCCAAGGAUAGAUUUUUCAAUAAGAAGUAGUGAAAAGUGUCUGUUUAGUAUUGGCAGACAGUCAACUCCAAUAUUCUUCUUCGUAAAACAGUUUUGUAGGCCUCGAAAGGAAAGGGGUUCGUUACAGUCAAGUUAACAAAAUUGGUGACUUCUUGGUGUUGCGGAUGAGUGCAAUCACUUAAUGACGUAAUUGCAAAGAUUGGAAAGACAUUGAACAGUGCAGUGGAACCUCGAUAUACCGAAGGGCCAGGGGACUGGUAAAAUUUGUUCGCUAUAACGAGCUUUCGUUAUAUCGAGAGGUUCUUUUCCUUAUAUUUUACUAUUACUGAGGUGAAGAAAAUUGUUCGUUAUACUGAGGACUUUGUUAUAUAGAGGUUCGUUAUAUCGAGUUUCCACUGUACCUAACCAACAGUAGUUUCCGCAGUACCAAGAAACACCCAGAAAGGUUCAUUAUAUAGAGGGCGUAUUAUGAAAGACGACUUUAAUUUGACAUCAUUAGGUAUUGUCUUUUUAUUGUUUUGUUUUGUUUGUUUGUUUGUUUUUUUUUUUUACCGUUUCUUGCCUUAAUAAAAACUAACAAAAACAAUCAAGGUGAAACAAUAGCUUUCACGCGCGGCAAAGUUCAACUUUUCCGAUUAAUGCUUUCGUAUGAGAUUUGCGGUAAGUGCUGAAUAGACGAGAUCGCUAACUUUCCGAUGAUAAUCUUGAUUUUUUAUCUUUGUUGUAGGUGGUGAACUCCGUUAUUUUAUACGCUGUGCCGGCAGUGAAUGGCUUCUUUAAGUCAAUAGCUUUGUCCAGCGGCAAUUCGCUCCAGGAUACGCUGAGGUAUGCAUUCGCAACUAAAUAAACGAGGAGCCUGAGCCGAGUUAGCUUUCGGAAAGACCCCUGGGAUCUUUAUUGUGGACGCGCCGGUCAGCUGUUGUCCCAAUAACAGUCGCACAAGUGUUUGCGAAUGUUUAUUCGACGCAAUGUCCUUCUCGUUUCUUGAGUGGUGAAUUGGUACUUGUCAUCGAAAUUCUGAUUGGUAGAGAGAAUGAUACGCUUACUUGUUAUAUAUUAGAGACCUUAAGAUCGAGGUUUGGUCAUUUUACUGCAAACGACAAACUGCGGUUUGCGGUUAACGGUUUCAUGUUACCCGUCUGCCCUUAUUUGGAACUUAAGUUUCGCGGGUGGUAGCUCGCGGCUGCCAUGUUUGUUUUCAUUCAUCCACUUACUUCUAUUUUAGCUGAGAAAUUGUCUUCAAAAUUACGUUUUUUUUGAAAUAGAAUUCGACAAUCAUCAUGCAAAAGAGUCUAAAAAGUCAUAUUUGUUCUCAAACGUAGGUUUGUGAUGUUUUAGGGUGCAAAAACCUUGUGGUAAAUCACUUACCUCUGGAGCGUGGUCUAGCCGUACAAACGUGAACCUCAAACCGCAAACCUGACGGCAAAGCCCUGGUCACGUGACUUCUUGACGUUAGCGGCUCGCUGGAAAUGCCGAAAAACCCCAAUUUUAAGGUCUCUGUUACAAAACCUUUAACCGCGGCAGGGUUAGCUCAGUCGGUGGAGCACAUGACUACGGGGCGGAGGUCGAAGGUUCGUUUCCCGGGGCCGGACCAAUACGCAGGGUUUCUAAAAUAAUAAUUGAAUGAAGGUACUUCCAUUGUCCUUCAAACGGCUAGACUUUCGCGUGGCUUAGAUGACCACGUGAAAUAGCAGUCCCGUCCCAGUGGAAUUGUCAACGACUUCUUAAGUACUUUUUGAGGUACUGUCGUGCCCUGCGCUUGUUCAUCUGUGAUUCUGCGCAUCAUUUGUACACUGUUUUGCUCACCUACGUAUGUAUGGCUUUAUGGUCAGAUUGUUGACGCUGUGGUUUGAUUACGGCCAUUGGCCUGAAGUUUAUGAAGCUUUAGUUGAAGGGAUCAAGACUAUUCAGAUAGACACUUGGUUGCAAGUCAUUCCUCAGCUGAUCGCCAGAAUUGACACGCCUCGUCAACUAGUUGGACGACUUAUCCAUCAGCUGCUUACAGACAUUGGCAAACAUCAUCCUCAGGUAUUGGUCUUGUUGUUGUUGUUGUUGUUGUUUGUGAAUGACAGUCACGAAAUCAACAGUGGCGCUCUGGAAGACAAAGAGAAAAAUGGAUUAAAACAAUGUCACUACUUAGAAAACUUCAUAAUAGCACAAAUUUAAUUUUCAAAACCGCUCAAUGCAUGAUUCACCAAGUACUUUCCUUGUUUUAUCUGCUUCUUUUCCCUCCACCGGCUGAAAAUCGUUUCUCUCUAGCUUAAAGCUCCAUGUUAGUGUUGCUGUGUUCACUCACGAAAAGGAAAAUUGGCAGUGUUUUCCUGCCUUCUCUCCUGCCACUUUCCACUAUGCUUCCAUCACCUGCUGUUGUAUCCUGAGCGGGGUACAACUGCUGAGUUGUAUCAAAAUGAGCGUGCCAGCAAGCUCUCCGUGGCCCCGUCGCCAGAGCGCCCAAGAUAGCUUGCUAGCAGUUGAGUCUAGGAAUAAACAACAGUCAUAUUACUCAUUGAUUGUAUUUCUGUCUCUGCGCAGGCCUUGAUAUACCCAUUAACUGUGGCUUCAAAAUCAGCGAGCAGUGCUCGGAAAAAUGCAGCAAAUCAGAUUCUCAAGAACAUGUGUGAACACAGUCAUCAGCUGGUACAGCAAGCAGUUAUGGUAGGUUCCUUUGCUUGUUCAUUCGCUCUAUGUUGCAUUUAGCCAUUAUACUAACAACGACUUCAUUCACUUGUACGAAAAAUUAUGUGAAUCGAUCUACGUUCACAACUCGGAUCGCGAGCGGUGCACGCCCUCUGUUGAAAAGGCUUCCUGUGAUACGUCAUCUAUUAGUAAAUCAGCGUCUUAAUAUUUGCGCUUAUGAUUUGAAUUCUUGAGUUCGUUGGGAACGGUGAGCGGUAAAAUGGCUGGCUUGAAGCCCACAGAAUCUCUCCACGGUCUUCACUCUAACUAUGAGAUCGAAUGAAAAAUGUACUUUUUUGGAAGAAUGUAGUUAUAUUAUGAGAUUAUUGUAGGUCAGCGAAGAGCUCAUCCGUGUCGCCAUCUUGUGGCACGAAUUAUGGCACGAAGGAUUAGAAGAAGCAUCCAGGAUGUACUUCAGUGAAGGAAAUGUGAAAGGAAUGUUCACUGUAUUAGAGCCGCUGCAUCAGAUGAUGGAAAGAGGUCCGCAGACGCUCAAAGAGACUUCCUUUAACCAGGUUAGGUUGACACCAUUAAUUAUAAUCGUCGGUACUAAAUUGGGCACAUUUUAAACAUACUUGUUAGCCUUCGACUGACAUUUCCAAAGGUCAUAAGUUACUUUUAAGAGUAGUUGGCAACAAUUCUUUUCUCAUCUUUUAGGCCAUUUAAUUUUAUGUUUAAAUCCAAACAUAUAUUGGUGAACCCUCGUUUGGCGAGAACUAAUUGCGCCAGGUAGUUUUUACAACAACAAGCAACAAGUUACUUCAGUUACCUUCCAAAUGAAUCAAGCAAGUUGGAAAUAACAGCUAAAACGUUUGGAACUGAACGUAUGCGCUUUUACUGACUUCGAACGAAAUGAGCUUUCACACUGACCUAUGUAGGCCUUUACACGUUAUUUUUUGCCCACUAAAUAAUGUAAGGUCACAUUCAACACCGACAUAGACCCUUAAAAAAACUUGACGUUGCCCAAUUUAUUUCACGUAAGAAAUGAAGUUUGCCAGUAAAACUUCUCCACUGACAACUAAUGCACCUAUCAAUGUAAACCCCGUGGGGGGGUGGGCGAGUGCGGGCAAGGGGUGGGGAUUUGACAAAUUUUAAAAUUUUUCGAUCAACUUCCCCACGGUGGGAAACGAAAGAUCAAUCAAAAGUGUCAAAAAAGCCCCCACCCCAGGGGAAAUAAUAUAAACAAACAAUGCUAUAAUACUAUAUAAAACGAGUAAAAGAACAUUUCAAACACGUUGUUACUACUUUUAUUUACGGUUAACGGAAGCUCCAUUAAAUUACUCGCUGUAAUUAAGUAUUUUCUCUCUCCACUAGCAUCUCUUAUCUUGAACAACAAAAUCACUUCAGGAAGAUUGACCGUGCUGUAUAAUAUUAAUAAAACGUAAAAUGCUUUAUAACAUCUGCUCAACAUGUCGGAACAGGUCGGAUCAGUGACUCAUAAAAAAUCCUCUGACUUUCCUGGCGGAAUUCGAUUUCAAUCGAGUUUUACAAUCAGAUGGGAACUUGAAGAUAAAAACUUCCUCAAAAUAGACAUUAUCUGUUUAGAUGACAGUUUAAAGUAUCGGAUUAUGGCGAUUAAAACAAGUGAAAACUUCAUACCUUUCUCCAACAACAUGACUUUCAGGAAGCCUCGAGGGACGGACUUGGUAACUGCUUCUGAAUUGAUACCAGGCUUCUGUCGGGGGCCCCUCCCCUGGAUCCGCCACUGCAACUCUGUUAUUUUGGCAAGCCACUGUUUUGACCUACUUGGUUUUCUUUGAAUCAAUUUGUAACAGGCUUAUGGUCGUGAUCUGAUGGAUGCCCAUGAGUGGUGUAAAAAGUACCAGAGAUCAGGAAAUGUGAAGGAUCUGACGCAGGCCUGGGAUUUGUAUUACUUGGUCUUCAGAAGAAUAUCUAAGCAACUUCCUCAGGUAACCAAAGAUAAACUUUUGAAUUCAUAGAGUGCAAACCCCGAAAGGAAAUUAAGUAGCAGCGUGUUAUUUAUUGCGGGCGACCGGAGGGGCCCGCAAUCCUAAUCUCCAGGUUGCUAUAACGCAGGCGCGGCACUGUGUAGCCAGCAUUUGAUUGGACUUCCACGAAGAAUAAAAGGAACGCAUAGAACGCGACCUGAUCACGUGCGUUUGGAUCUUCUUUCACCAGCCAUCUGGUUUCAAAAAACAUAUUAUUUUCCCCUUUUCUUAGGCCUUAACCACAUUUUGCUCAGAGUAAAGUGCGGGUAGAAAGCGUGUAAACCUUGGGGUGGUCAUUCAAAUAAAAGACAAUCAUUUUUCUGUUAUGCUAUAGUCGUUAUACUUUAAAAGUUGAUGCAACCGUGAAUUUUCGCCUAUGAAAUCCCAAAAUGAGAUCUGUUGAUUAGUUAUUUCUCCAGGACAUUUUUUUUUCACUUUGCUCUGCGAUACGGUUAGUCAGCGAUUAAAUCUCUUGCCUAUUGGCUGUUGUUGAUGUGUCUUAGGGCGGCAACCGUCGGUCAGAACUGGCGGACCUGGGGCCCGUUUCUCGAAGCUCCCAGUAAUUACCGGGCCCCGUAAGCUGUUUUGUUUUCCAUUUUAGAAGGGAGUUUUAAAAGUUUUGAAAAUUAUACAGUAGAGUUAUUAGCUAACGAAACAAGCUGGACUUCAUUAGAGGUCAGAACACACUCUACUUCUCUUGAGACUUUGAUUUAAAAAUAUGAUACCGGGCCCGUUAAGUUACCGGGACUUUCGAGAAAUGGGCCCCUGACCCGUCUAGACCUGUCUACUAUUAUUCGGGUCUAUUCAGCCAGGUAAAUUUAAAUUUUCUGAAUAGUAUAACCGGCAUUGAUACGUUUUAGUGCAAAUUUCGGGAAAAGAUUAAUAUUUCAUUUUCAAUAUGACUGGUUCGACCAGCCAGUUCGAACGUUGGGUAAGUGCUUCUAUUAUUCACUUUAAAAUUUGUUGAGUUGCUUUAUUUGCGUUUCAGUUGACCUCCCUGGAGCUUCAGUACGUGUCCCCUAAACUGCUGAUGUGCCGUGAUUUGGAACUAGCUGUUCCUGGAACAUAUGAGCCUCAUAAGCCAGUCAUUCACAUCCGACAUGUGCACUCCUCGCUUAACGUCAUCACUUCCAAACAGAGACCAAGAAAACUCUGUAUCACAGGUAACUUGGAUGAAUGCAGAGAGAUUUUGUUUGCUGAUUUAUUUACUGCUGACACCAAGUCAUGCGAGUGAAUUUAGCAAUAGUGGUGGUUCAUCAGUCACACCGGCCGUCAACUAUCUCUUACACUAUCUCCCCCGACCUCCAUGUAAAUCGGCAUUGCAGCCUGUUUAAGCUUUUUCGUCAUCCCGUACGACCCUUCCUGAGGGCUCCUUAUCUUUCCCGAAAUGGCAGGAGUUGGGGACCCACGACUUGCACUCGCUCCACCUCUAUGAGGUACCUACUAGCUUCGAAGCCAACUGUUUGCCUCAAAAGAUGGAAACAAGACUGCAAGCUGAUGUUAAGAAGGCGCGACUCUUAAUCUCUCUAAAGCCGUCAAUUUAUACUUUCGAGUUACCUUAAUUGCUUUUCGUUCAUACAGGCAGCAAUGGAGCAGAGUUCAUGUUUUUACUGAAAGGCCACGAAGACUUGCGUCAGGAUGAGCGAGUCGUACAGUUGUUUGGUUUGGUGAACACCCUGCUUGCGGGAGAUCAAGAAACAUCAAAGAGACACCUAGGGUAAGUCUUUUCUUCAGUUUGGUUUUAAUAAAGUCUACCUUGUACAACCUUCUUUGUAUAUAACAAAAUUAGCGCCAAGACAUUUUAGGCGGCGCGCCCCAUUCUGAAGUACUUAUUAUAAGUAAAUCUGACAAACCUCUGUUACUAUUCGAAGGCAACAUCUACUAAGGCAAAGACGUCAGAUGUUGACGGUUGUGCUUGAAUAAUUUUUAUGCUGGUUUUCAAAUUAUGCAUUUUUAUAUAUUUAUCUAAGGCUAAAGCGUUUAAGGAAAAGUUUGAGGAAAUAACUGAGCUACAACCUCUAGAAGAACGGAAUGCUCCUGUAGAUUAAACUGCAGUGAUUGAGCUCAAGUCAAGUGCCUUUAUGCUAGCUUUGUUGUAAUUAUGACUAUAUUCGAUCUCGUCUACUGUUUUAGAAUUCAGCGGUAUGCAGUUAUUCCACUGUCAACGAACUCAGGUUUGCUUGGCUGGGUGCCUCACUGUGACACACUGCACACGCUUAUCAGGGACUACAGGGAGAAGAAAAAGAUACUACUCAACAUUGAACAUCGCAUCAUGCUCAGGGUAAACCUUUUUACUAAAUAAACUUUGAGCUCUGAUGUCCUGUACUCUCAUUUCCUUUGGGUUCGCGUAGUAUCGAAAUUCCUAGAGCAUAUUUUUGAUGCUUUCGUUAGGGGGAGACUACACUGCAGAUAACCGGAUAUCUAGAGUUUUAAUACAGAACGGAACAGCCAUUUUCCUUGAGAUACAGAUCGUUACUUUUUUGCUUUAAGAUAGCCCAGUUUAUCCUCCAGGCAGGAAUUGGAAUUAUAGGCCAUAGGGGUCUCCUAAAAAAAUUGAAUUAUUUUAUCAAGAGAUACAUAAUGGGGAAGGUAUCCAAUACGUGGAGAAUGAAUUCCCCAUUAAUAUAAAUAUGAAAACCUGUGAAUUAUACAGUUAGAAAUGAUGUCAUCACCAAAAAAUUCUUUACGUAAUAAAGUAGUUUGUGUUUCUUCCAAUCAGAUGGCACCUGACUACGACCACUUGACGCUAAUGCAGAAAGUUGAGGUGUUUGAGCAUGCGCUCUCGAACACUAACGGGGAUGACCUGGCUAAGUUAUUAUGGCUGAAGAGUCCAAGCUCUGAGGUACUCUCAUCAGAUCGAAAACUGUUUGUGUGUUAACUUUUGUCUGUUAGGGUCUUGGACGGCCAAGGUCUUUUCCUUUUUACAUCAUUUUUUUUCCCGUUUCAUUCCGGUAUUUCCGUAAUCUUUACUGAAUAUAUAGAAGAGUUAUCUUUUCAGUUCGUGUUGACAUAAAAAGGGAGUUCUUAGGUGGUGAGCGUCUAAGAAGUAUUCUAGUCGUCCUCCCGUCCUAAAGGAGAACAAACCGAGAAAACAUCAACAGCAACAAAUACAAUUUUAAGAUUGCAGUGUCCCAUGUCUGGUUUAAGCUGAACGUUCAUCUAAGGCCAAGGCCAAACGUCGAACUUUUCAUGAGACGAACUAAACUUAGUGAGUUAAGUUCAUGAAAAGUUCGACGCCUGGCUCUGUUAAGUUCGUCUGAAUGCGUUUGGUUCGUCCAACACGUUCUAUCCCUGUGCUUCAGACGGAUAGAACGUCUUGAGAUCGUCCCGGGACACAUUCGACGAACUAAACUAAUAAAUUAAAAAUUCGUAUAAUAAUUAACAGUUAAUGAAUGAGGCUGAGUAUCUUGUGAAGAAUUAUGGAGAUCGAGAAGGGUGUUAUCCGUCGAGGCCGUAAGCCGAGGCGGAUAACACCCUCCGAGAUCUUCAUAAUUCUUCAUAUGAUACGAAAGCCGAAUUCAAUAACUGUUUUAUUAUUCAUUCAAAAUAAUUCCUAGUUUAAAAACACAGCUAAAACAUGCUUAUACCUCGAUCGAUCCAUCGAUGUUGAGUUCAUCUUCGAUAGCGUACGUUUAGGUUUGUCCAGUUCCGCAAAUAGCAGAUGUCGCCCUCCGAGUUGUCUUCUUUCUGUUUUUGCUAUGUUUUUUGCUAUUAUUACGCCUAGUUUCAACUGUAGUUUUUACUCUUGAAACGAGUGAAGUGUCCGCCAUUUUUAUUUUCACAACCAAAACAACUCAGCCUCGUUCCCACGGUGCCUUAACCUGUAAGAACGCUGCAUUUUUGACGUCACUUCCUCGUUAAAGUCAAAAUUUUUCCAAAUUUGGUCAUCAGUAACUGGUUAUCGUGAAGUAAGUGUGUGCUUUUAGCCAAUCAGAAUUGAGGAAAUAUUUUGAAUGAAUAAUAUUGUAUAUUUAGCCUUGUUGGGGUAAAAUUUAUUAAAAUUGCUUUAUGGUCUUAUUCAGUUGAUUGGUUCGACGCGUCCUAAGUUAAUUUAGGUUGACCCAAAUUAAAGUUUGGUUCGUGUCAUGAAAAGCUCGAGGUUUGGCCCAGGCCUUAGUUAGCUGACAUGUUUUGGUUUUUCUUCUUUAUGAAGGUUUGGUUUGAUCGUCGAACAAACUACACUCGAUCACUUGCCGUGAUGAGUAUGGUGGGCUAUGUUCUCGGUCUGGGAGAUAGGUAAUGUUUGCAGCUUACUUGUACAUACCCUACUAUCAUUCUUUUUAUUCCAACUAGUGGUAUUUCAGAAGGUUUCCGUGGCUGCUGUUGUAGUGGUAAGACUGUCUCUUAGAGCUGUAUCUCAUAGUACGUGUUGUGCAUUUUACGUAAUCAAUUCAAAAUUUGUCACCUCCUCGAUCUUUUACGAAACUUCGAACUGGGCGAACUCGAACAGGGCAGAAACCGGCAUACAUCCUUGUAUUUAGGAUAGCUUUCGACGGAGAAACCACUGCUUAUAGGAGAGCAUAUUAUUUCUUACCGUUAAGUAGAAGAAACACAAACGUCUUCCGUCCUUCCCGAAGUAGCAUAAUCAUUUGAAUACAUUCACUUUUAAACCUUUCCCCUUUUUUCAGACAUCCUUCGAAUUUAAUGCUGAACCGCUUGAGUGGAAAGAUCUGUCAUAUCGACUUUGGUGACUGUUUUGAGGUAUGCCUCUGUUUAAUUCUCGUCUUUGUGCUAAUAUGGCUUGUUUUACCAUAAGUUCUUUCCAAUUGUUCUCUUGUUUUAAUGUUUUAAUUUAGGUUGCUAUGACAAGAGAAAAGUUUCCGGAAAAGAUUCCAUUUAGACUCACAAGAAUGCUGACAAAUGCAAUGGAGGUAAGAAAUUUGACGUGGUCCAGAUUGACCAGCAAGCACCCUUAGUUAAGUCCAGUCAUAUCGUCUGUAUAUUCUACAUUAUUUUGUAGACCAUUACCUGUCGGUGCUGUUAAACAACGAAUAAUUAACAUCACCCAGUUAGAUGAAAAUGACAUUGUUCUUUAAGCCAGCUAGUAACAGCUUUCUUUAAUCUGCAUGUAAAUGUAGUUUGUUUACCCACAACAUAAGUAGGAGUUCUCGAGAACUCGUUCGAAAGUGUUCGUUCGAAUGUACAUUCCAACCUUCCGUCGUCUUUGCUUGAAAAAUUAAUCAAGAGUUUUCUUCCGCACUUAACGACUAAUAUCAAGCAAAAAACACUUGCCCGAGGUAAGUAGUAUCGAAAGUAAAUUUCAAAGUUAAUCAAACGUGAUAUUUGAGUCCUGGAAGGUAUUGGUAAGGGUUUUGUCUUUUUAAUCUUUUUCUCCUUUAGGUGACUGGCAUUGAUGGUAAUUACCGAAUGACCUGUGAAAGCGUCAUGCGUGUAUUGCGUGCCCAUAAGGACAGCGUGAUGGCCGUGCUUGAAGCUUUUGUUUACGAUCCUUUACUGAACUGGAGACUGAUUGAUUGUAAGAUUUAGAUACACUUGUUUUUUGCUCAGUGAAUUUAACUAAUAUUGCUUUCGCGGUGAAAGGCUUCCGUGGUUGAAAAACUAUUUCGCGGGAGGGAAGUAAAUUGUAUGUUUUAAUUCGCAGUCAUCGGAAGAGCAUAACGUUUGUUAUGGAGUACCGCAGGGAUCCCUCCUUGGGCCCUUGUUGUUCAUUGUCUACCUUAAUGAACUAACGAGUUGUGUAAAAUAUUGCUCAGUAAAUAUGUACGCUGACGUGACAAUAAUUGGUCAAAUGGUACACCAUUCCCUUCCGAAAAACUAACUCGAAUAAAUUGUCAAGUUGAUUCUCACAGAAGAGCAGAUACACUGCGCAACUUCUGAGAUAUUUCUUCGCAAAAUUUCACAACACCUCAACGGUAUCAAACCGUCUGAACCCCUGUUUUCAACAAAUGUUGAAAGAAGGUUGAGAUAAUACUCUGACUGCUUUUCCGGGUAUCCCAUUAACGAAACCAGUCCGGAAUGUAUUGUCCUCACUUUUCACUGAAGUUAACUCACGUCCACCUUUUUAUCCUUUCUCCACAGCGACUCCAAAAAUCAAGCGUUCCAAGGGACGAUCAGAUACGAUCUCGGAUGGAGGAGAAGGUCUGUCUUUAACGAACCUUUUUUUUAGUGCAAUUAUUAUUUUUAGAUAUUUUUUACUAAGUUCCUUUUCUGCACUUAUUUAUUUAUUUAUUUUGAUUGUUUGUUUGUUGGCAGAUUUAUUGGAAGGCGUUGAAGUCAACCCUGAAAGACCUUCCAAGAAACAAUCUGAGCACCACAUGCCAUCUUUUGGUAAGUAAAAACAAGAGACACUUAGGUGUAGUUUUCCCUUACCCUUUGUUGAUGAUCUUGUGUUAUUUCAAAGUGUUUAUUGCCCCUUCAAUUUCGUGUACCUUCGUGUACUCCUCUUUAAAAGAGAAGGGCUUGUGAGAGAAGAAAACAUUGAAAGUAAAGAGGAAUUAGGAGACCAGCUGACAAGUGGAUUCAGAGGGUCGUCCCCUUUCCGAUAACAACAGCGGUAGGAAAAGUUGGGAUGGGAAGAAGUGGUACCAGCGGUCAGUGCAAUAAUAUAUAUGCACUCUAUUUGAUUGUCAAAGUAUUGAGCAGGAAAGUACUAAAUAAUUAUUCUGGACACUAUAUUUUCGUCUACAACUGGUGACUGGCCCGCCAUUUCACGUGGUCACCCGAGCCGAACGAAGGUCUAGCCGCUUGCAGAGGUGUAAAGGGAGUACCUUUAUUUCUGAUUUAUUUCAAGACCCUGAGUAUUGGUCUGGCCCAGGGAAUCGAACCCGUGACCUCCCGCUCUAAGAUCAAGCGCUCUGCCGAGUAAACUAAUCCUGCCGCGGUUUGGCAGGAGCAGCUUUGUCGCAGUUCGUAUUUCUGGCCUACAAUAUAAAGGUGGAUAGACUAUUAACUCACUCAGGGUAAUUUUCUACCGUGCUAUUUCUUCUUUUCUUGCAGAAGAUGACAGUGGCCAUAAACCCGAGGCACUAAACAAGAAAGCUGUUGCUAUUGUCAAUCGUGUUAGAGACAAAUUAACAGGUAAAGGCAUUGUUUUGUUUACGUCACUAGGGAAGAUUACAGUUUUCUACAUCGAGGACUAGGCCCAGUUUAAGAAGGGUGGAAGGGCCUGAAAUGCACAAGUGUACUCAUGUUUGUUAAUUAUUUAUCCUCGACAACUCUGUCGGAUUUAUUGGGUGGCAUUAACCCUUUCAGUGCCAAGUGUGGACAAAGGCAAAAUUCAACAACAAAUAGCACCAUUUGAAAGUACAAGCACAGAGGUUUCAUUUGAAUGGUCACAUCGUAGGAUUUUGUCCACAGACUCGAAAGUUAGAACUACCUUAAGUUACUCGAACAUUCACUCUGGCAGUAAGAAACCGUAAUUGGACUACUAGGGCGAGAUAAGGAUGAGUUGACGCUCUCAGACCAAGUUCGAGUGCUUUAGUGUCAGACCGAUCAAUUCAUUCAAGUCCGGGCUCCAAUCCUGGAAAGCAGCAGAGAAAACGGAUGGCUCUGAGGUGAAAACUUCAAUUCUUUAGUGUUCACGCACUUUGUUUAUUUGUUUGUUUUCUAGGUCGCGACUUCACCAGUCAUAACAACCUUGACGUUACAACACAAGUUGAUCUGUUGAUUAAACAAGCCACCUCGCACGAAAAUCUCUGCCAGUGCUACAUCGGAUGGUAGGAAGAUAAAGAGUAUUACACGUCUGCUAGAUCAGCUUAUCGUGACUUGUCGGAACCAUAAAAACAGCAUUUUCGUUUUCGUUGCGACACAUGCAUAAUAAGCAUAAGCUCAGACAGAAGCGCGAACACAUCAUUUUAUAUAUUCAACAGACUUCAAAUACAUCAUCACGUUUAUAUGAUUGCUAACAUGCCAACCAUCAACGUUCUACUUUUAGCAGUGUGCGGGGCGUUUGUCACAUGAACUUAGUUUGAUGUCCGUAGCUCCCUCCUGUAGCUCAGCUGUUAGCGUUAGGCUAGACUACAAUGGAGGUCAAAACAGAUUGGGACAUUGUAGAAAAACACUCCCAAGUAAUUGUUGCACAGGAGUGUCCUCUUAGUAACAAUUUUUUUUUUCAUCUACUUCGGGUUCAUCCCUUCAUCCCACCGCCCCCCCCCCCAAGCAAUGUUGCGCCCAAAAAAGAAUUAAUUUCCGCCCAUUUUGCUCAACAUUUAACAUUCUUUGAGGAGGGAGGGAGAAGGUCGCUAUUUUUACUGGUAUUAAUGGAAAGAUCCCAACACUUCUGACCUCCACUAUAGUUACGAGAAGGUCAUAGGUUCGACUCCUGAAAGAGAAACUCAGUAUUUAACUGAAGUCUGUGUCACUGACUGAAAAGUAUCAUCAUCAUAAGCGAAAAGAUGUUGAAACUUAUGAUAGUCAUACUCAUAUGUGUACUUUGUGGCGCUGGUGCAUAGAGGUUAAGGAUCAUCUUAAACGUGUUUUCACCGGGAAUAGAUGUCCCAAAUGGUUCACAAGGUUCUUACGUUCGGACUUACUUAGUCUGGGCAGGGCUUUACUGAACUAAAUAUUUUGGGAUUGCAACAUUUUGUUUUGCCCCUUCUGCAUUAAUAGCUACUUUAUAAAUGUAAUUUACUUAUUUUAUUUUUGUUCAUUCUCAGGUGCCCGUUUUGGUAAAGUGUUGCAGAAAAUAAUCCUACGCCAAUGAUACAGUGGAAGAAUUCUGGAAGUGUCAGAAUCUCAUCUUAUACGGAGCAUUAGAAUAGCCGCUUGAAUUUUUUUUCCGUUUUAUUUCCUUUUGACGAAUAUCCCCCCCCCCUGCCCCCAUAAGUUUUGUAACGGUCCCUCCCUAAAUGACUGUCGAAUACCGAAGGUCGACAGAUAACAAAUGCAUAAAAUGAAGACCUUCGCUCCGAAUCGCCGGACACACGUACAAUUUAGCAGUUCUCUGUAAAAGUAUGGAAUCUUUUGUACGAUAUUGUAAACAAAUUUGUGAAUAGGUUUAUGAUUUGAAAUGUAAUUCUGUAAAGAUCUCUUCUUU